AUGACUCUGAACCCUACCAGUCGCUUUGAGCCCAAGUGGCCCAAUACUGUGGCUCUCAUUAUUUUGCUUCUUCAAGACAGUUUAUUAGGUUCACGAAAAUUGAUCGCUCCUACAGACAGUGAGUCACGUGGCCGUGGCUUGCUAUAUAAAGCAGGCAGACAGGCAUCGAGGCAUUCAGUUACUGUUUGAUUGAACGUUAGAAUGGGCAAAACGAGUGACCUAAGCGACUUUGAGCGUGGUAUGAUCGUUGGUGAAACUGACGCCCUCCUAGGCUUUUCAUGCACGACAGUGUCUAGGGUUUACCGAGAAUGAUACGACAAAUAAAAAACAUCCAGUCGGCGGCAGUCCUGUGGGCGAAAACAGCUUGUUGAUUAGAGGUCGAAGGAGAAUAGCAAGAAUCAUGCAAGCUAACAGGCGUGCCACAAACUGACAAAUAACGGCGCAGUUCAACCAACAGUGGUGUGCAGAACGGCAUCUAGGAAUGCACAACUCGUCAAUCCUUGUCACAGAUUGGCUAUGGCAGCAGACAACCACACCGGGUUCCACUGCUAUCAGCUAAAAACAAGAAGAAGCGGCUCCAGUGGGCAGGCGAUCACCAACACUGGACAAUUGAGGAGUGGGAAAAACAUUGCCUGGAACAUGACAGAGAGUUCAGUUCACUUGAAUGGCCUGCGCAGUCCCCAGACCUCAACCCAAUAGAGCAUCUUUGGGAUGAGAUGGAAUGGGCUGUUCGCAGCAUGAAUGUACCGCCGUCCAAUCUGCAGCAACUGCGUGAUGCCAUUGCGUCAGCAUGGACCAACAUCCCUGUGGAAUGUUUUUUACACCUUGUAGAAUUCCCCGAAGAAUUCCGGCUGUUCUGCAGGCAAAGGGGGGUCCGACCCGGUACUAGAUGGGUGUACCUAAUAAAGUGUAUAUUGUACAUCAACCAAACUCAUUAUAGCUUGGUUUGUAGUCAAUUACACAGGCCUAGUACCUAUAGAACCUCAAAGUCUCAAGGCUCAGGUUUUAAGGUGUGACUACUGACUAAAAGAAGUAGGCUAAGCAAGAAGAUACUGAACUUGUCAAAUUAAUUCAUUGGCGUGCACAUUUAGGGUGUUAACUCCAGAUUCUUUGAAUUAGAUUCCGGUUUGGCUCUCAGCUGGAUGUCCUCUGUUGGGUGUAUACGUCUUCACAUUUGCUGCAAAAAAAGAUGCUCAGCUUUUGUAUUGGGUACUGAUAAAUGAAUGGCAUUACAAUGGAUUUAUACACUGAGUAUACCAAAUAUUAGGAACACCUUCCUAAUAUUGAGUUGCACCCCCUCCUUUUUCCCUCCGAACAGCCUCAAUUCGUCAGGCCAUGGACUCUACAAGGUGACUCCAAUGCUUCCCACAAUUGUGUCAAGUUGGCUGGAUGUCCUUUGGGUUGUGGAUCAUUCUUGAUACACACAGGAAACUGUUGAGCAUGAAAAACCCAGCAGUGUUGCAGUUCUUGACACAAACCGGUGCGCCUGGCACCUACCACCAUACCCCGUUCAAAGGCACUUAAAUAUUUUGUCUUGCCCAUUCACCCUCUGAAUGACACACAUACACAAUCCAUGUCUCAAUUGUCUUUCACCUAGAUUCACCUGGUGAAUGUUUUGUAUACUCAGUGUAUGCAUGUUUCAACACAAUUUCCCUAGGUCAUAGCAAAUAUAGUACGCUGCUCUUCGUGCCUCUCAAACUAAGCUAUUGCAGUCUUAAAAUACCUGGGAGACCUGGUAGUAAGGUUAUACUGGAGGGUCUGACUGAUGCCUGUUGAUGGGUAGAUAGAUGGCUGUGUGGAUACCUUUACUGGAGGUGUACAUCCCCAGAAAGAUCUGUGGGAGCUGGGACUGGGGUCAGAGGUUCUGGGCUGGGUUUGACUGGGCUUGCUGGGCUUGAUUUGACUGGAAUGGGCUGGGCUGGGCCGGCUACUGAAAGAGGCCUCUAUUGUUUAGCGAGGUGCUGAGAGGCCCGGACAGCCUGUUCUCCCCUCUUCCUCCGGAAGAUGAUGUCAGAGGAACAAACCCUCAGACAGGGUGAUGUUAUGCAACCCCCCCUACCCACAAGCUCUCGAUUAAGUUCACUAACACAAGGUCACAGAAGGAGUGGGGGUCUGGGGUGUUGAAACAGUGCCCCUGUUGGCUGACUUUGACUCUGGGAUGGCUUCCCAUAAGGCUGUCUGCCUGUUGUGCUCUUUUCUCCUGCACAUGUUCUUUCUUUCUCUCUCUCUCCCCCUCUCUCUCUCCUCUUUCUUUCUCAAUCUCUGCUGUCUCGCUCUGUCCUCUUUUUUCUUUCUCUCUCCUCUCUUUCACUCUCUCUGCACAAUAGCCUUUCCAGAGUGAAGAAGCAGAAUGCUACGCUCUUCCUCCAGCGGGGGGGGUGUCUAAUCUUGUCAUCACUGGGAGACGUAAAGGCUAAGCCCGUUUACUGUAGUGCUGCAGGCCUUUUCAUUGGCCCUUGGAAGCACACAGCUCACUCCUCAUUGGCUGGACACUUGUCUGUCACAGAGACCCUUUGUUAACCCCUGCUCAGCCAAGCCCCCCUCAGACAAGGUGUCAUUGGUCAGUGUGUCAGAACACUGGUCAUGUUCGUAGAUAAUGUGUCAGGGACACUUAGCCUGAACUUAAGCCCCUUGACCCCACUGUUGUUGACCACGGCAGUCUUGUAAUGCUUGUUGCUGUGAGAAUCUAGAACCACGUGUCAAAAUCUUUCCAUGGAGGGCCGAGUGUCUGCAGGUUUUCGCUCUUCCCUUGUACUUGAUUGAUGAAUUAAGGUCACUAAUUAGUAAGGAACUCACCUCACCUGGUGGUCUAAGGCUUAAUUGAAAGGAAAAAUCUAAACCAGCAGACACUAGGCCCUCCAUGGAAUGAGUUUGACACCCCUGAUCUAAACAGUAGUCAUUUUCACUUCUUGGAGUCCAGAGGGACAGUUGAAAAGCAAAACCUCCCAUUUUGUUAAAUAAAUCCAACACAGCCUGUCAUGUGCUGUUCAGAUUGAUGGUCCAAUUUACUUGACAGUUAGUACACUCAGCCAUUUCCUGACCGAAACGUUCCCCUGCCACUAGGAAGGAAAUAGGCCACAUCAUCAUGUCUCAAGCCCUCAUACAAAAACAAUGACCUUGUACAAUGACUAUCUAUCUAAGACUAAAUCUAUCGAAAAUAGGAGAGAAAGUAGCACAAGCACACAGCAUUAGAGACAGCAUGGUAGAUGGAUGGACGGACGGUGAUGUGUAUGACGAGGAAGGAAGGAAAGAUGGGAGCUCCAGGGAAUAACUGCUCACAUAGGAAAAGAGAUGGUUGUUUGUUUGGGAAACUGUUUCUGUCAGUGAGAGUAAAUAGGAAGGAAGCGAUCUCAGUGGGACACGGCUAGAGAGGUCAGACUUCAAUGGAAUGCACCCAGUGGAAUGCAAGGCAUCAGAAUGUGUCCCAAGUGGCACCCUAUUCCUUUUAUAGUGCACUAGGGCUCCAUAGGGCCCUGAACAAAAGUAGCACACCAUAAAGGGAAUAGGGUGCGAUUUGGGACGCAGCUCUACAUCCUCUGUUGUUGACAUUGGUGCACAUCAAACAUCUGACCAUGUACUCAGGAUUGACUUGGUCACAGUAUCAUAGUAAUUUGGGGAUUACAGUUGUUCUUUUUUAAAACUCAUUCCUGAUCCUUUGGUUAGCCUCUCCAUUUUAUCAUUCACGCUGUCAGUGUGCAGUUAUUUGUUUUAUACAUCCAUUUCUCUUGCGUGUGGGCGUCCUUGUUGUUGGUGGUGUUUGUGUGUGCGUGUGGGCGUCCUUGUUGUUGGUGGUGUUUGUGUGUGCGUGUGGGCGUCCUUGUUGUUGGUGGUGUUUGUGUGUGCGUGUGGGCGUCCUUGUUGUUGGUGGUGUUUGUGUGUGCGUGUGACCAUGUAUGGUGUCUGCUUGUUGUUGUAAUUCAGCGUACGUGGCAGUGUAGUCUGUGACCCAGUGCUCUGAGGGUAAAGUGCCCACUGCCUCCUGUCUAAUCCGACAGGUCAUUAUCAAUAAAACCUAACAAUAGUGUUGGAUUUUGCUGCUGGGGGGCAAGGAGACCUCCAGCUCCGCUAAAACCAUUGACAACUACAUGCCGUUUUCAAGGCUUGUUAAAUAAAUGUUAUAACUAUUUGGUUUGAAUAUCAUCACCUCUUGACGAGCAUAGUCUGAACUACACAUUUCCAAUUAUUCAACAUUUUGCUCCAUCGUCAGAGUUUUACAGCAUUCGGUAAACAUAAAUGGAUCAUGUAUUUGCAGAUACGUGAGUGUAGCCAGAUCAAUUUAACAUGUAGCUAGCUAAAGCAAACAACGUGUCAUUUAGCUUGCUUCAUCAGAGAUUAGGCAUCAGCGCUAGACAUCAUCCUGGUGAAAUUGCCAGUCGGACUACUGUCCUCACCGCUAUAGAUGGCAAGCAUAUCAAACAAUAUUUGGAUAUAGCCAUCUAGUUUAUCCCCUGAAAGUUAGCUUGUUAACUAGCCAUAUUGACGUGAUCUGUUAUGUAGCCUAUCAUGUCUGUCACUCUUAAAAACAAUGUUGAAAAGGGGAUAAUGUUAGCCAACUUCACUAGGUAGGCCUACGGUACCAAUCAAAAGUUUGGACACACCUACUCAUUCCAGGGUUUUCUUAAUUUUUUACUAUUUUUUACAUUGUAGAAUAAUAGUGAAGACAUCAAAACUAUGAAAUAACACAUAUGGAAUCAUGUAGUAACCAAAAAAGUGUUAAACAAAUCUACUACUAAUACUUUGAAGAAUCUCAAAUAUAAGGCAAAUCAAACAUUCUGCACCUUAUUGUGACGUUUUAUUGAUUACGAUCUAUUAUAAACAGUUCUUCUGUCUCUUGUUGUUACGUGUCUCUAAUCCUAAAUGCAAUACAACAGCAUCAGUCAGUGUUGUUGAUCAGAUGAUGGCGCUACAGCAGAUGUUGUUGAUCAGAUGAUGGUGCUACAGCAGAUGUUGUUGAUCAGAGGAUGGUGCUACAGCAGAUGUUAAUCAGAGGAGGGUGCUACAGCAGAUGUUGUUGAUCAAAGGAUGGUGCUACAGCAGAUGUUGUUAAUCAGAGGAUGGUGCUACAGCAGAUGUUGUUGAUCAGAUGAUGGUGCUACAGCAGAUGUGUUGUUGACGGCUGCUUGACCACACUGCCCCUGACUCUUAGCUGUGUGGUAGUCAUAAGAGUACUCGCAGUGAAGCGGUUACCAUGACAAACCAUCAUGGGACGGCCUCCUCCACAGGCUUUAGCCGGAGGUGAAGAGCUCUGUUAUACAGUGCCUUGCAAAAGUAUUCAUCCCCCUUGGCGUUUUUCCUAUUUUGUUGCAUUACAACCUGUAAUUUAAAUGGAUUUUUAUUUGGAUUUCAUGUAAUAGACAUACACAAAAUAGUCCAAAUUGGUGAAGUGAAAUGAAAAAAAUAACUUGUUUCAAAGAAUUCUAAAAAAUUAAUAAUGGAAAAGUGGUGUGUGCAUAAGUAUUCACCCCCUUUGCUAUGAAGCCCCUAAAUAAGAUCUGGUGCAACCAAUUACCUUCAGAAGUCACAUACAGUGGGGGAAAAAAGUAUUUAGUCAGCCACCAAUUGUGCAUGUUCUCCCACUUAAAAAGAUGAGAGAUGCCUGUAAUUUUCAUCAUAGGUACACGUCAACUAUGACAGACAAAAUGAGAAAAAAAAUCCAGAAAAUCACAUUGUAGGAUUUUUUAUGAAUUUAUUUGCAAAUUAUGGUGGAAAAUAAGUAUUUGGUCAAUAACAAAAGUUUCUCAAUACUUUGUUAUAUGCCCUUUGUUGGCAAUGACACAGGUCAAACGUUUUCUGUAAGUCUUCACAAGGUUUUCACACACUGUUGCUGGUAUUUUGGCCCAUUCCUCCAUGCAGAUCUCCUCUGCAUGGAGGGGGUUUUGGGGCUGUCGCUGGGCAACACGGACUUUCAACUCCCUCCAAAGAUUUUCUAUGGGGUUGAGAUCUGGAGACUGGCUAGGCCACUCCAGGACCUUGAAAUGCUUCUUACGAAGCCACUCCUUCUUUGCCCGGGCGGUGUGUUUGGGAUCAUUGUCAUGCUGAAAGACCCAGCCACGUUUCAUCUUCAAUGGCCUUGCUGAUGGAAGGAGGUUUUCACUCAAAAUCUCACGAUACAUGGCCCCAUUCAUUCUUUCCUUUACACGGAUCAGUCGUCCUGGUCCCUUUGCAGAAAAACAGCCCCAAAGCAUGAUGUUUCUACCCCCAUGCUUCACAGUAGGUAUGGUGUUCUUUGGAUGCAACUCAGCAUUCUUUGUCCUCCAAACACGACGAGUUGAGUUUUUACCAAAAAGUUAUAUUUUGGUUUCAUCUGACCAUAUGACAUUCUCCCAAUCCUCUUCUGGAUCAUCCAAAUGCACUCUAGCAAACUUCAGACGGGCCUGGACAUGUACUGGCUUAAGCAGGGGGACACGUCUGGCACUGCAGGAUUUGAGUCCCUGGCGGCGUAGUGCGUUACUGAUGGUAGGCUUUGUUACUUUGGUCCCAGCUCUCUGCAGGUCAUUCACUAGGUCCCCCCGUGUGGUUCUGGGAUUUUUGCUCACCGUUCUUGUGAUCAUUUUGACCCCACGGGGUGAGAUCUUGCGUGGAGCCACAGAUCGAGGGAGAUUAUCAUUGGUCUUGUAUGUCUUCCAUUUCCUAAUAAUUGCUCCCACAGUUGAUUUCUUCAAACCAAGCUGCUUACCUAUUGCAGAUUCAGUCUUCCCAGCCUGGUGCAGGUCUACAAUUUUGUUUCUGGUGUCCUUUGACAGCUCUUUGGUCUUGGCCAUAGUGGAGUUUGGAGUGUGACUGUUUGAGGUUGUGGACAGGUGUCUUUUAUACUGAUAACAAGUUCAAACAGGUGCCAUUAAUACAGGUAACGAGUGGAGGACAGAGGAGCCUCUUAAAGAAGAAGUUACAGGUCUGUGAGAGCCAGAAAUCUUGCUUGUUUGUAGGUGACCAAAUACUUAUUUUCCACCAUAAUUUGCUAAUAAAUUCAUUAAAAAUCCUACAAUGUGAUUUUCUGGAUGUUUUUCUCUCAAUUUGUCUGUCAUAGUUGAUGUGUACCUAUGAUGAAAAUUACAGGCCUCUCUCAUCUUUUUAAGUGGGAGAACUUGCACAAUUGGUGGCUGACUAAAUACUUUUUUCCCACACUGUAUUCGUCGCCAAACCCACUGGCUCCAGGCCAUCUAUAUAUCACUGCUAGGCAAAUCCCUGCCUUAUCUUAGCUCAUUGGUCAACAUAGCAACACCCACCCGCAGUAUGCGCUCCAGCAGGUAUAUCUCACUGGUCAUCCCCAAAGCCAAUACCUCCUUUGGCUGCCAUUCCUUCCAGUUCUCUGCUGCCAAUGACUGGAACGAACUGCAAAAAUCUCUGAAGCUUGUGAUAUUAGUUUUUGUUAAUAUCGCCCACCCCUAAGUGGUACUCAGUGAUGUUGUGUUGGAUUUGCCCCAAACAUAAGGCUUUGUAUUCAGGACAAAAAGUUAAUUUGUUUGCUGCAUUUUUUGCUGUUUUACGUGCGUUUUGCAAACAGGAUGCCUGUUUUGGAAUAUUUGUAUUCUGUACAGGCUUCCUUCUUUUCACUCUGCCAUUUAAGUUAGUAUUGUAGAGUAAAUACAAUGUUGUUGAUCCAUCCUCAGUUUUUUUCAUAUCACAACCAUUAAACUCUGUAACUGUUUUAAAAUCACCAUUGGCCUCAUGGUGAAAUCCCUGAGCAGUUUCCUUCCUUUCCGGCAACUGAGUUAGGAAGGACGCCUGUAUCUUUGUAGUGACUGGGUGUAUUGAUACGCCAUCCAAAGCCUAAUUAAUGACUUCACCAUGCUCAAAUGGAUAUUCAGCGUCUGCUUUUUUUAUUUGUACACAUUUACCAGUCGGUGCCAUUCUUUGCAAGGCAUUGAAAAACCUCCCUGGUCUUUGUGGUUGAAAGGUGUUUGAAAUGUACUACUCAACUGAGGGACCUUACAUAUAAUUGUGUGUGUGUGGGGGGGGUACAUGUUAACCAAUAAUUAUUGAACACUGAAUGAGUCCAUGCGACUUAUAAUGCGAGUUGUUAAGCACAUUUUUAUUCCUGAGCUUAUUUAUGCUUUUCAGCUUUACAUUUUUUAUUAAUACAAAAAAAGAAAUAUACAAAAAAACAAUCCACUAUGACUAUAUGGGGUAUUGUGUGUAGAUCAAUUACACAAAAUAUCAGUUUAAUCAAUUUUAAAUUCAGGCUGUAAAUCAACAAAAUGUGGAAAAGGUAAAGGUUUGUGAAUACUUUCUGAAUGCACAGUAGGUAGGCUAUAAUGCAUCAUUAUGCAGUUAUAAUCAAUGAAUUGUCAUUAGCAUGCCAUGUAUCACUCUGUCUUAUUAUCAUCUCAUAAUGAUCCUGAUAGACAUAAUAUAGCCUUAUACUGUAUAAGCCAUUUAAUGUAUGCUCAUAACAAGUUAUAACACAUUAUACCUGCAGUACCUAUAAAGUAUUAACAAUCUGCUUUAUGCUUCCUGACUGAUCCAGCAGUUAUCCAGGUACGCCUUCAGAAACAUUGCUAGUUGAAUGCUAAUAUCUUAUAUUUGGCAGAGCAUGCAGUCAGGGGUAUUUGAAGCCCAUUUGUUCUCACUGUUAAUUCAGUUUCCUCCACUCUCUUUUCCAUCACCUAGGCCGCAAAACGCUUUCAUCCAUCACCGGCUGACAGCGUGAUGCGCAUCAGCGCACACCAACUUCCCAGCGCACCCACAGGGCCAUGCAAUCUACCCAUAGACAGGGAACAUGGGCCAAGGAACGGCUAAUGUUUUACUUCUGGAGUAGGCUUGGGAUAAAUAUACUGAUUUAUUUGACAAAUUAUAAUAUAAUAUAUUUUAGGAACUCAGUUGGGGUCUCAAGUUACUGUUGAGAGUAAGAAUAGUAAAAUACACCAGGUGAAAUUUCAGAAUUUGGUUGUGCAUCAGCAGUUUUUCUCUUAUGUCAGUCACUCAAUUAGCUGACAAUUAGCCAUGUCAAUUUUUCUAUUGGUAGUUAGUCUAGCCAGCUAUCUAAACUUGCAGUAAUCAUGUCCGAAUACCGACUGGGCACGCAGGGCACGUGCCCAGGGGCCCUGACCUCCAGGGGGGCCCCAUUUUGAUUUUGUUAGUCAUUCUCACUCCGAUAUCAUAUUAACAUGGUGGAAGUCUUGGCAAAAUGUGUAGAAUUGUAGGAAUUUAGCUUUAAAGGUUCCCACCAGAGGGCAAUGCCGCCCCUAUUUCGACGUAAUUCCUGUCCUAUAGCAGAAAUUGUCAUUUAGGUUCCACCUCUGAAGAAUGACGCAGGCUGCUAAUGCAUAUUCAUGAAUCGGGGGUGGGAACAAGUGGAGAAAUAACAACAAGUAGGGUACUGACAGCUGACAGUGUAGCUAUCUAGCAUGCUAACCUUACCUACAUAGCUAGCUAAUGUUAUCGAUUGUUGCUACACUGUAUUCAAAAGAUUAGCCAAAUGGUUGGGCUGGUUCUGGAGCUGGAUUUGUAAUAAGCAUUUAGGAAAAACGCUGCCGUGGAUGGAUAGGGGAAACCAGUAUCUUUGACUUCGCCAUCUAUUGUUAUCUCCAAAAUGUUGGCAUGUUCCAUAAAUUGCGACUGUGAAUACGCCAUAGAAAGAGUGCCUCCCGAGUGGCGCAGUGGUCUAAGGCACUGCAUCGCAGUGCUAGCUGUGCCACUAGAAAUCCUGGUUUGUAUCCAGGCCCUGUCGUAGCCGGCCGCGACCGGCAGACCCAUGGGGCGGCGCACAAUUGGCCCAGCGUCGUCCAGGGUAGGGGAGGGAAUGGCCGCCAGGGAUGUAGCUCAGUUUGUAGAGCAUGGCGUUUGCAACGCCAGGGUUGUGGGUUCGAUUCCCACGGGGGCCAGUAUGAAUUUUUUUAAAGAAUAAUGCACUCACUAACAGCAAUGCCAAGUCAGCCCGUGCUCAUGCCAUAGUUCUUACAGCUAGGGGAAGUGAAAUGAUAGGCUACAGUAACUUUGCUCAUGAUGCACGCCUCUAAUGAUAUGUAACAACACCCUGAGCACAUCGGACACGAAACGAAAUACCAAUACAAAUGUAACAGCACAAAAUAGAUAAUAAACAACUUUGUGGAAUUUUCUUUCUUUUUAUUAUAGUAUAUACACUUGUGAUUUCUAGCUUCACCAAUCAAACAGUGGAGCGUGGUCAAAACCAUUCAUCUUGGGGUGACAGGGGAGCGGGGUUCCAAAAUGCAAUCAUAUCACAUGAAAUUUGACCAUUUAUGAAAUGGUCAUAUAUAUAUAUUUUUUUAUAAUUGCAGGAGAUUUACUUUAAAACGUACAUUUUUCUCUCCACCUUCAAGAGAGGGUCCACUAAAAAAAUUGUCUGCAAGGGGGGUCCCCCCAACCAAAUCUCGCUUAGGGCGCCCAAAAGGCUAGAGCCAGCCAUGCAUGUCAACAAUUAACUAUUUGGUAUUUUCUUAUUGCGCGCAGUAUUGAGGCGAAAUGUUGUCACAGUCCCUGAUUUGAAAUACAGAUUUGGAUAGAUGGUAGUCAUUUUCAUAUUUUCCAAACAUACUUCAGGUUGAUCAUUUAUUUAAACAGAUUGAAGGCAAUGACAGUUUCAGACCCUCACACGCACCAACUGUCACACAGAGUCUCCACAUGGUAAACUGGCGAUGAUGUAAUCUUGAAACGUAUUUGCUUGAGCUAUGGAAAUUUGGCGAGGAUAGAGAAAAGAGGGGGAGGAGGGAGAGAUUUAGCAGGGAUUUGGCCUACAGUACUGUCGUGGCACAGUAGCCUAGCUGCGGACUCAUGCGCUAAGAAAACAAUGUACCUUUGCUUUAACACAGGCGAUUUGAGUCAUACGGGAUCUGUCACUAUUUCAAAACCACUGUGGAGUCGGACGCACAUGCAGUCUAUUUGUUUUGGAUGUCAUUUUCCGUAGUGGGCAGAUAUAGCAACAGUCAGCAACGGAUUUGACAGGCGCGCAACCUUAUACUCAAACCUUGCCCACACUCCUGCCUGCUUUCUCGGGUGUGCACAACCGCCUCCUCAGCCGCAUCUCCGGAUGGUCCUCCCGGCGGCCAGUCUAUACCCGCCCAGUGCUGGAGAGCGAGUCGGAGUGGCUAGCCUACUGAUGACAGCGCAGAGAUGAGCUCGGGCAGAUGAACGCCACAUUUACUGCUUGUCCUGCGCGAGCCAGGGCUAUCCGGUUUUGGUAAACGGACUACAGUGAUAAGACAACGCACUGCUACAUACAACCUUUCUGAAGAUACUUUGAUAUUCUGUCAAUGGAUUGAUUUAUGUCUUGAGGAAUCUGAGUUCUGGGUGUGCGGGGUGUUUGGGACAUUGCAUGUAGGCUAUUGCGUAAGCGUGUUGCCCGUUUGGAGACUUGGAUAGUGGACAUCUUUCAAUCAUGGCCAGCAUGAAUACCUCAAAGGAUCAGCGGGUAAGUGUGCUGGCUUUACGUUGACCUAAGUAAUUAGGCAAUUAGUAUAUGGUUUAUAUUUUCAUAGGUGUUUCUAGAGGAAAUGUUGCCAUGCUUUGAUUUAGAGACUACUUGAUCAAGGCUAUAUAUGAAUUGUGCGUCCUUCUGCCACAACAUCAUGACAAGUCUGUCAUGACAUAAACACGUGACAGGUCCACUUGUAGUAGCUCAUUGUACAGCAUUGAAAGCACAUUGUUAAAAGUCGUGCCAUUUUAUGGAGACACCCCGUGGCGAUUAGUAGAUGCGUCUUUAAAAGGCAAGGAGAGCGCAUGACAUAUGCCACCAUGACCACGAACGAACGGUUCUUCUCUGUGGUGACAUUAAAGGCAUGGUAGAUCAUCCUCUAUAAAUUGACAUUAGUCAAAGACACACACAGUGUUUGGCUAUGGCAGCUCUCAUCUGGUUGGGUCACAGGGUAGAUGGGGUGUGAUUUGGGAUAGUCUGAUGUUCUGUGGGACAUUAGGAGACAUUGUCUUUUAAGUUCUGAGAACUGGGACAAUGCAGCCACUGUGCUUUUUAAUGACGUUUCAGUCAUCAAUGCAUUUCCGGACUGUGGAGAGCUUCUGUAGAUGCCUUGCGCUUCCGCCAGAGGCUAGUAGCAGUGGCCGAAUCUCUGUCCAUUUCUCUUGUACCACACUGACUUUGAUAAAGGACAAGCUAAUCUGUAUUUGAACCUGUCUUGUCAUAUACAAUCUCAAUGUCAACUUGUGUUGUUCUAUGAGCUGCUAGGUUGUCUGGGCUCCAGGCACAUGCCAGUAUCACUGGAGCGCUGCAGCAGCAUACAGAGGUUUGUGAGCUUGUUGGGAUGUAACCGCUCUUAUGAGGACUGUCUAGGACUCCUUCCUGUCGUGUGUGUGCGCGCAUAUGUGUUGCCUAUACGGAUGCAUUGUAGUCUAAUAUGGGAAAGGUCACUUGCGUUCUGACACAGCGACUGCGACAGCCAGUCUGCUCUUUUCAUCUUUUAAUUCUAGGAAUCUCUCUACAUCUCCAUUCCCUGUCAUUACUAAUCUCAGAGACAGACAGACUCUUAUCAUUAAAUCUAAAAAGGUCAUCAUGCUAGUUUCAGUAGAGAUCUCUUUUUGUGUUAGUGUAAUGAGAGGCCUACAGUCUGUGUACAUGUACUCUGCUUUCCACAAUCAAUGUAGUCACUGCAGAGAAGCAGAAUGCAGUAGCAUCCUCUCUCUCUCUUCUCUUCUCUCUUCGCUUCUCUACCUUAACGUCCCGAUCCAAUGCAUGCGACGCGAGAAGGACGGCGAGAGAGAAGAGGAAGGGAGAGAUGAGAGGAGAGAGAGAAGGGGAGAGUCGAGUCGAGAGGGAGAGUAGCUAGCGAUAAUCGAUAGAGAUAGAUCUCUCUUCUCUAUAAUCUCUCUCUCCUCUCAUCUCUCCUCCUCUCUCUCUCUUCUUCUCUAUCUCUCUGCUCUCUCUACUCUCUCUCUCUCUCUCUUCUCUCUCUCUCUCUCUCUCUCUCUCUCUCCUCCUGCUCUCUGCUCUGCUUCAGCUGUAAAGGUCAGGACAUGUUUCCUCUGUCUUUCACAUAUCUGUCAUUGUGACUCUGCCUCUGGCCACCCAGACCAGGGCUAUGUCCUGUGUGUUAAGGACCGUGACACAGGUAUGAAGUUGUAGGACUCCAAGUCAUUAAGGUUUCGAGGCUGACGUUUGGCAACUCGAAUCUUCAGCUCCCUCCACAGAUUUUCUAUGGGAUUAAGGUCUGGAGACUGGCUAGGCCACUCCAGGACCUUAAUGUGAUUCUUCUUGAGCCACUCCUUUGUUGCCUUGGCCGUGUGUUUUGGGUCAUUGUCAUGCUGGAAUACCCAUCUACAACCUAUUUUCAAUGCCCUGGCUGAGGGAAGGAGGUUCUCACCCAAGAUUUGACGGUACAUGGCCACGUGCAUCGUCCCUUUGAUGCGGUGAAGUUGUCUUGUCCCCUUAGCAGAAAAACACCCCCAAAGCAUAAUGUUUCCACCUCCAUGUUUGACAGUGGGGAUGGUGUUCUUGGGGUCAUAGGCAGCAUUCCUCCUCCUCCUCCAAACACGGCGAGUUGAGUUGAUGCCAAAGAGCUCGAUUUUGGUCUCAUCUGACCACAACACUUUCACCCAGUUCUCCUCUGAAUCAUUCAGAUGUUCAUUGGCAAACUUCAGACGGGCUUGUAUAUGUGAUUUCUUGAGCAGGGGGACCUUGCGGGCGCUGCAGGAUUUCAGUCCUUCACGGUGUAGUGUGUUACCAAUUGUUUUCUUGGUGACUAUGGUCCCAGCUGCCUUGAGAUCAUUGACAAGAUCCUCCCGUGUAGUUCUGGGCUGAUUCCUCACCAUUCUCAUGAUCAUUGCAACUCCACGAGGUGAGAUCUUGCAUGGAGCCCCAGGCUGAGGGAGAUUGACAGGUAUUUUGUGUUUCUUCCAUUUGCAAAUAAUCGCACCAACUGUUGUCACCUUCUCACCAAGCUGCUUGGCGAUGGUCUUGUAGCCCAUUCCAGCCUUGUGUAGGUCUACAAUCUUGUCCCUGACAUCCUUGGAGAGCUCUUUGGUCUUGGCCAUGGUGGAGAGUUUGGAAUCUGAUUGAUUGAUUGCUUCUGUGGACAGGUGUCUUUUAUACAGGUAACAAACUGAGAUUAGGAGCACUCCCUUUAAGAGUGUGCUCCUAAUCUCAGAUCGUUACCUGUAUGAAAGACACCUGGGAGCCAGACAUUUUCUGAUUGAGAGGGGGUCAAAUACUUAUUUCCCUCAUUAAAAUGCAAAUCAAUUUAUAAAAAAUUUUACAUGCGUUUUUCUGGAUUUUUUUGUUGUUAUUCUGUCUCUCACUGUUCAAAUAAACCUACCAUUAAAAUGAUAGACUGAUCCUUUCUUUGUCAGUGGGCAAACGUACAAAAUCAGCAGGGGAUCAAAUACUUUUUUCCCUCACUGUAUAAUUAGGACAUGUGACAUCCUGGCAACACUUUUCAUAUCGGAGUUGUGCCUGGUCGUCACUAGUUACCACAGCCACAAAGUCAUAAACCCUGCCUAUUUCUGCCAUUUCUCUUCUUAAAAUAUGAUUUUAACCUUAACCUAACCUUAACCAUAUUGCUAACCUUAUGCCUAACCUUAACCAUACUGCUAACCUUAUGCCUAACCUUAACCACACUGCUAACCUUAUGCCUAACCUUAACCAUACUGCUAACCUUAUGCCUAACCUUAACCACACUGCUAACCUUAUGCCUAACCUUAACCAUACUGCUAACCUUAUGCGUAACCUUAACCAUACUGCUAACCUUAUGCCUAACCUUAACCAUACUGCUAACCUUAUGCCUAACCUUAACCAUACUGCUAACCUUAUGCCUAACCUUCAAUUAAGACCAAAAAGCAAAUAUUUGUUUUCAUACAUUUUUAAGAUAUAGACCAUUUUAACUUUGUGGCUGUGGAAACCCUUGUGCCUUUUCUUCACAUGUGUAUCUGCCCUCUCAUUGGCUAGAGUGGUCCCACCUGACCUUGCUUCCUCCCGACUGCCUUCCAUUUUUGAAGACAUUUAUUUUCGUUGUUAGAGCAGCCGCUAGAGUAUCAGGUCAAUGUAAUGGAUCAUCUGUGUGAGAACCCAGCCACACACAUUCCACAUGCUCGGUCAACAGUGGAACAGUGUACCCUUUUUACCUCACACUCAGACAUAAAUGCAUCCUUUACUCCUUCACACAACACACACACACUGUUGCAGCUCACACAAAAUGGCACUGUUCACUGAGAUGCAUCCCAACCCUGACUCCCAUGGCAUAUUUCCCUUAGUUCUCUCUGUCCGGUCUUCUUUUUAGAAGCGGCGAAUCAUUCUGGUUGGUUUGUCCUGAUGAGCUGCAUGGUGCCUCCUACGAGUCUGUUGGUGGAGAGGUGGAGAGAUGGAGAGCAGUAUAGUUUAGACAGUCAAAGUGAUGGAUGUCUCCUGCUGAUGCUGGGGGAUAGAUUGAUGUGUAUGUAGAUAAAGACUCCAGCAGCCAGACAGGUAAUGCAGUGUUGGCAGGCAUCUCUGGCAGCAGACAGACAGGAACCAUUCAGUCAUUUUAUAUAGGCUGUCUGUCCGGCCCUCAUAUGGCCUACCUGUUGUCAUGUGUGAUUUAGUGGGAGAACAGUUCAAGGUGACCAGGGUUACACUGAUCUAUGUCUUUUGUGAAAAUGGCCUUUGAAUGUGUUGGUACUACUACUGGAGAGCCCGUCUUUGUCUACACCCAUUCAGCGUCGUUCACACCCUCUUACGCUUUAGCCCCACCCAUCUCUUUAUGGGUUGAUCUGAGCGUUCUGUCCUAACAACAGUAGUUAAGCACCCUAGCUAACUGGCUAACGUUGGCUAGCUUGCUAGGUACUUCCAGACACAAAUGAGAGAACAGCUCACUGACCACUUUACUCGCCCUAGCAGAGCUGGUUAGGCUGUCUUUAUGUUAUCCAGAGCGUUGGUGAUGGCAACUGUGCUGCUGGCAACAAUUUACACUUUUUUGCCAACGUUUACCGACACCGGCCAUAUUCAACGGGUGUUGAGCGUUCAUAAAUUUGUCAGUUAUGCUGCGCUCUGGCCCACUCAGACGAGAGUGCUCUGAAAUCGGAGUAAAUAGCCAGAGCGAAUUUACCAGCUACGUCUAUCAACAGUUUUCACAGUGACAACAUUAACAUUCUAUUGAAAUGGUUACUUGCAUAGUGGAGUCUUUUGUUAAGGCACUUUUGCAGUUAUACUACGUGAUAUAUUUUUAAAAAAGGAUUAUCUACACAUACUGACCAGCUCAUGUUGUAGACAGAAGCGUGCUACAUGGCAGACCAAUCCAAACUCAUCUCUCGGCAUGUCCAGCCCAUCCAUUAUCUCAGCCAAUCAUGGCUAGCGGGAAGGUUCCUGUCUAUUUCCGUGGCUAAACCAACUGCAGUUGAAGUCGGAAGUUUACAUACACCUUAGCCAAAUACAUUUAAACUCAGUUUUUCACAAUUCCUGACAUUUAAUCCUAUUAAAAAUGCCCUGUCUUAGGUCAGUUAGGAUCACCACUUUAUUUUAAGAAUGUGAAAUGUCAGAAUAAUACAUAUUACAGAAUAAUAGUAGAGAGAAUGAUUUAUUUCAGCUUUUAUUUCUUUCAUCACACUCCCAGUGGGUCAGAAGUUUACAUACACUAAAUUAGUAUUUGAUAGCAUUGCCUUUAAAUUGUUUAACUUGGGUCAAACAUUUCGGGGAGCCUUCCACAAGCUUCCCACAAUAAGUUGGGUGAAUUUUGGCCCAUUCCUCCUGACAGCUGGUUUGUAGGCCUCCUUGCUCGCACACACUUUUUCAGUUCUGCCCACAAAUCUUCUAUAGGAUUGAGGUCAGGGCUUUGUGAUGGCCACUCCAAUACCUUGACUUUGUUGUCCUUAAGCCAUUUUGCCACAACUUUGGAAGUAUGCUUGGGGUCAUUGUCCAUUUGGAAGACCCAUUUGCGACCAAGCUUUAACUUCCUGACUGAUGUCUUGAGAUGUUGCUUCAAUAUAUCCACAUAAUUUUCCUUCCUCAUGAUGCCAUCAAUUUUGUGAAGUGCACCAGUCCCUCCUGCAGCAAGGCACCCCCACAGCAUGAUGCUGCCACCCCGUGCUUCACGGUUGGGAUGGUGUUCUUUGGCUUGCAAGCUACCCCCUUUUUCCUCCAAACAUAACGAUGGUCAUUAUGGCCAAACAGUUCUAUUUUUGUUUAAUCAGACCAGAGGACAUUUCUCCAAAAAGUAAGAUCUUUGUCCCCAUGUGCAGUUGCAAUCCGUAGUCUGUCUUUUUUAUGGCGGUUUUGGAGCAGUGGCUUCUUCCUUGCUGAGCGGCCUUUCAGGUUAUGUCGAUAUAGGAUACAUUUUACUGUGGAUAUAGAUACAUUUGUACCUGUUUCCUCCAGCAUCUUCACAAGGUCCUUUGCUGUUGUUCUGGGAUUGAUUUUCACUUUUCGCACCAAAGUACGUUCAUCUCUAGGAGACAGAACGCGUCUCUUUCCUGAGCAGUAUGACGGCCUUGUGGUCCCAUGGUGUUUAUACUUGCAUACUAUUAUUUGUACAGAUGAACGUGGUACCUUCAGGUGUUUGGAAAUUGCUCCCAAGGAUGAACCAGACUUGUGGAGGUCUACAAUUUCUUUUCUGAGGUCUUGGCUGAUUUCUUUUGAUUUUCCCAUGAUGUCAAGCAAAGAGGCACUGAGUUUGAAGGUAGGCCUUGAAAUACAUCCACAGGUACACCUCCAAUUGACUCAAAUGAUGUCAAUUAGCCUAUCAGAAGCUUCUAAAGCCAUGACAUCAUUUUCUGGAAUUUUCCAAGCUGUUUAAAGGCACAGUCAACUUAGUGUAUGUAAACAAUUGUUGGAAAAAUUACUUGUGUCAUACACAAAGUAGAUGUCCUAACCGACUUGCCAAAACUAUAGUUUGUUAACAAGAAAUUUGUGGAGUGGUUGAAAAAUGAGUUUUAAUGACUCCAACCUAAGUGUAUGUAAACUUCCGACUUCAACUGUAGGCUCGUAAUAUAACAAUUGUAUUCGUAUUUAAAGAUGGCAUACAAGUUUGUUAUUAAGCACAUGAAAGUUCACAUGUUCCAGAAGGCAUUUCUGCCAAAAAACGCAUUAUGAUUUUUUUAAAAGAGUUUACGUUCAAAUGCCUCUCCUGUGAAGUAGUGACGCCGGGCAUAUGCCUAGUUUCCUGAAACUAGUCACAUAUAUGAUGAUGAACCCCUCAAUGUCCCGUGUGGCUCAGUUGGUAGAGCAUGGCCCUUGCAACGCCAGGGUUGUGGUUCGAUUCCCACGGGGGACCAGUACGAAAAAAAAGUAUGAAAAUGUGGAUAAGAGCAUCUGCUAAAUGACAAAAAUGUUAACGUAAUGUUAUGACAGUGUGGCAGAGCCAAAGGUCCUGCCCACAGCCUCACCACAAGCAUCUUCUACCUGCUGUCUACUUCUAUGUCUAGAGUAUGUGUGUGUUGUGUUUGAGAGAGUGUGUGUGUGUGUGCCACAGUGUCACUUCUAAAUAAGGCAGUGCAGUGACGUUAAGUCAGGGUGUGUUUGUGUAUGCAUGUUUUGGGUGUGUAGUCCAUGUGUAGUCACCCAGGGUCCAAGGUCCCCCUGCAAUGUCUGCUGGAAGUCUAUAUUAGGGGGGGGGGGGGGGGGCAGGGGGGGUUAGGGGGGGGGGUUAGAGGGGAGGGGUUUAAGGGCCAGUUAGGCCGGCUCAUCUAGCUCCAGACACAGAGAAAUGCCCCGGAUUAGAGAGUGCCAUGCAGCCACCAGCAGUGUGGCUGUGACUGUGUGUGUGUGAGGUGGGGGGGUGUAUGUGUGCCUGUCUAAAUGUGGUUCUUUGUGUGUGUGUGUAACUAUACAGACCCCACUUGGGGUGCCUGUCUCUUUCUGGCACACCAUGUCCUCCCCCUUCUCAUCCAUCUGCUCUCCUACAGCAGAUUCCUCUCUGUAGCUGUCUGUCUCUCUCUCUCUCUGUAGCUGUCUUUCUCUCUCUCUCUGUAGCUGUCUUUCUCUCUCUCUCUGUAGCUGUCUUUCUCUCUCUCUCUCCCUGUAGCUGUCUCUCUCUGUCUCUCUCUCUUUGUCUCUGUAGCUCUCUCUCUCUUUCUCUCUCUCUCUCUGUAGCUGUCUUUCUCUCUCUCUCUGUAGCUGUCUCUCUCUCUUUCUCUCUCUCUGUCUCUGUAGAUGUCUCUUUCUCUCUGUCUCUCUCUGUCUCGCUCUCUCUCUGUUUCUGUCUCUGUCUCUGUGUCUCUGUCUCUGUAGCUGUCUGUCUCUGUCUGUAUCUCUGUCUCUAUCUCUCUCUCUGUCUCUCUCUCUUUCUGUCUGUCUCUCUCUGUAGCUCUCUCUCUCUCUCUCUCAUCAGAUUCCUCUCUGUAGAUGUAUUUCUCUCUCUCUGAAGCUGUCUCUCUCUCUCUCUCUCUCUCUCUCGCUCUCUGUCUCGCUCUCUCUCUGUCUCUGUGUCUCUGUCUCUGUAGCUGUCUGUCUCUGUCUCUGUCUGUAUCUCUGUCUCUAUCUCUCUCUCUGUCUCUCUCUCUUUCUGUCUGUCUCUCUCUGUAGCUCUCUCUCUCUCUCUCUCAUCAGAUUCCUCUCUGUAGAUGUAUUUCUCUCUCUCUGAAGCUCUCUCUCUCUCUCUCUCUCUCUCGCUCUCGCUCUCGCUCUCGCUCUCGCUCUCGCUCUCGCUCUCGCUCUCUCUCUGUGUGAUGUGAAGAUAUGUGUCACAUUGACAGACGUCAGUCAACCAACAUGACACUAGGUUUUGUCAAUGUCUGAUGCGACGCUGCCUCGCAGAGUGACACAACCAACCCCAAUGCUUGGUCACUAUUCCAGCACACACCAACAGUAUCAAACAAACACCUACAUUACAAAGCCAAUAGCUGUAAAGCUGAUUGGAAUGGCAUUCAUUUCUUCAUUUGAACUCGUAGGUAGAGAAGAAAAUCAGAGUGGUCUUGUUGAGAGAGAUCAUAGCAGACUUUGAUCAGGGUCUUACAUAGGCCUGUCUUAACAGUUCCUUUCUUUUCUCUUUUUCUUCCGUUAGUUUACAGGAAAAGCCAGCUAAUCAGCUAACGAGCCAGUGCUCUGAACAUGUGUAGUAGUCAGUGGCUUUGUGCCAACCUACAAUAUAACACUGCCAAGAACUGAGCCUUUUCUGUUGUCUAUUACCCUUGUGCGUAAUGGUUUUGUGUGUGUGUAAUGAAUUGCCUCUUGCAGCUCCCAGACGGUCAGUUCUGCCAAUUAUUCUCGUUGGAGUUUUUCCCAUUCCUGUUAUAUUGGCAGAUUAUGGAAUGUCGUGGAGUUAGGGCUGGGCGAUAUGUCCCAAAUAUCAUAUCACCGUAUAAAAAAAUACAAUAAAAAUAGGUAUGAUGGUAUUUUAUGGUACUUUAUGUUUUUGAAUAAUAAAAGUUCUACAUUUGCUUCAUGAGUAGUGCGUGACCCUAGGGUGGCAACACAUACAUUCUAAGGGAUUUCAAUGGGACUUCCCUCAUUCUGAUUGUUUUAUACUGUUCAAUUCAACUUCAACCAAAAAUAAUUUUCAUAAUUUUCUGUAUUUCCUGCACUAAUUUAAGAUCAUUUCCACACUGCCACGUAGGGCUGCAUGAUAUGGGCAAACAACCUAGGCCUUAUUUUUAACUAAAUGUUGCAAUUGCGAUUUGAUUUGCGAUUUAGAGCAAAACACUUAAGUGAACUGUUGGAGUCAUAGAAAUAGAAUGAUUAUUCUAAUUCUAUAAUUAGAAUAUAAUAGUGGGCACUUUGAAUACAGUGUUGUUUGACAUGACAACAAAUGAAAAGGCCAGGGAGGAGUUACUGUGACAGGGUAGGAACCAAAGUGUUGAUAAGUGUUUACUAGGGUCCCUAUAAUCUUUGGUUACAUUUAAUGUUUUCUCUUAGCUACUUCAUAUAGCUAACAUAUUCAUGCUUCACGUAGUCCUCUUUGAUUUAGAAGAUAGUGUUGCACAAACAACAUGCUGAUUUAGGGCUACACCAUCACUGGUAUUAUCAGGUUGUAUAGCUAGUUACGUGUUUAUCAUUAGCGGCUAACACGACUUGCUAAGAAAAUACAGACUGCUGAGAGAGAGAGAGAGAGAGAGAGAGAGAAUUAUAAAAAUGGACGUUAUAGAAGGUAAAGUAAAAAUUAAAACCGGUAUAUCGUAAAAUACAGUAUACCGCUCAGCCCUAAGUGGAGUAGAGACUGUUCUCCCGUCUCAUUGGAUCAGAGUUGGCCGACGUGAGGUCAGGCUUAUCUCAACUGUAAUCAUCCUCACACCUUUCACUCACUGGUUAGUGAGGUAGCAGCUAGUUCUCCCAAGGAAUCCUGCUUGCUUUCUGUGGGUGCAUCUCAAUAGUCUAGUGGUUUCCUCUCCUUGGGUCCUUUACUUAAUUUACAGUGAUCUGGGAACAUGGGGUAGGUGAAAGCUGUAUAUUACCAUUACAGAGUAGUACCCUGCAGUUCAUGUACAGUGUUCUCAGGACCACGCGCUUAUUUAUGCCCUAGUCUGGUUUGGUCUGUACUCACUGUUUCUUAAAUCUACUCUCUGUGGGUCUGCUGUGUAGUCAGACCACGCACACACGCACAAACACACACACAUGCUUGCGCACGCACAUAUGCACACAGACACACACACGUGCUUGCACACACACACACGGAUGCCCACAUUCCAGCGUUAGUAUUCUGUCACACACUAGCAAUAAUAUGGAGAAAGUCCAAGGCACCAACAUCUUAUCCAAGUCUGUGUGUCUCCAAAGCUGGUUUUGAUGAAGGACCGAAAGCUUUCCAUAUUACUCUCAUCUUCUUGCCUUCUUGUCCUGCUGUAUCUCUAUCUGUAUCUCUAUCUGUAUCUCUAUCUGUAUCUCUAUCUGUAUCUCUAUCCGUAUCUCUAUCUGUAUCUCUAUCUGUAUCUCUAUCUGUAUCUCUAUCCGUAUCUCUAUCCGUAUCUCUAUCCGUAUCUCUAUCCGUAUCUCUAUCUGUAUCUCUAUCUGUAUCUCUAUCUGUAUCUCUAUCUGUAUCGCUAUCUGUAUCGCUAUCUGUAUCGCUAUCUGUAUCGCUAUCUGUAUCUCUAUCUGUAUCUCUAUCCGUAUCUCUAUCCGUAUCUCUAUCCGUAUCUCUAUCUCUAUCUGUAUCUCUAUCUGUAUCUCUAUCUGUAUCUCUAUCUGUAUCUCUAUCUCCAGCUACAUGAUGUUGAUGUGAGGUCUGAUCCUGCUGAGACACGGGUUUACAGCCAAACAGGAAUCUAAUUCAAAGAAUCUGGAGUUAACACCCUAAAUGUGCACGCCAGUGAAUUAAUUUGACAAGUUCAGUAUCUUCUCGCUUAGCCUACUUCUUUUAGUCAGUAGUCACACCUUAAAACCUGAGCCUUGAGACUUUGAGGUUCUAUAGGUACUAGGCCUGUGUAAUUGACUACAAACCAAGCUGUACUCAGUGCAUGAGGGUGAGCCUAGUCUGUGCCAGAAGGUCUUAGUGAGUCUGUAAGCAGGGUUUGGCUUGGCUGCCAGUCUCUACUCUUAAUGAAUGAGCUUGUUGCUGUGAAGCUCUUAGGCACUCUCCUUUUAUCAUCCCUGGGCUGGAGACAUGGACAGGCUUGGUCUCCUCAAACUAAACCCUCACACACACACACGCAAGUACACACUCUCACAUAGGGCUGGGCGAUAUGGCCUAAAAAUCGGAUCUUGUUUUUUUCCCCAAACUUAUGGGCGAUUCACGAUAUAUAUCUAGAUUUAUUUUUAAACCUUUUUCUCUAAAUAAGCAUUGUUGCACAAUUAUAAUAUAAUAAUAUAAUAUGCCAUUUAGCAGACGCUUUUAUCCAAAGUGACUUACAGUCAUGCGUGCAUACAUUAUAUAUAUAUAUAUUUUUUGUGUAUGGGUGGUCCCGGGGAUCGAACCCACUACCUUGGCGUUACAAGCGCCGUGCUCUACCAGCUGAGCUACAAAGGACCACCACAAUUAAAGGUUAAUACACUGCAUUUCAAACAGUCAGGAAUAAUCUAAUGAAUUCACGGCUUGUGAAGUUAUACCCAGGCUAAAUAUAAGCCUUCAACCAUAAGACCCACUAAUAAUUUAAUUAUUUUAUCAAAAUAGUUUAACCAGCUUUUUUGCAGUAAUCAAUGAUCUGGCUUUCAAAUCUGUCUAUGAAAAGGCAGUUUUGUUACAAAUUUAACCAGAACCAUGGACAAUGCACAUUGACUAAUAAUGACCAACUUAUGGUAGCAGGCAUUAUAGAAAAUUAACACAGGUCUCAAACAAUCUCUCAAGCACAAGCCCACUGCUAGUGAGUAGCCAGCUGAUCUUUAUUUUUAAAGUCUAGCCAAAUAUCUAUUUUCUUGCUAACAAGGUAUAACAGUUGAACUGUUAUGAAUACACCCUCUUGUCCUUCUCCAACUGUUUGAACAACAUAGCCUACCUGGAUAAGAAGAUGCUUAUUUCUCAGAUUGAGAACGAGUUGCCAAUACCUUAUAUAAAUACGACUUUUUAUGCUACAGGCAUUUGGAACAUCGCGCUAAAACAUACAUACUCUCACACACGCAUGCACCCACGUCGCCAUGAAUCCCACCGACCCCCAGCUAGUAGUGUACUCUUUCAUAGAGCUGGACCCAUGGACAGUGUGCUAUGUAGAACCCCUAGACUGUAUCUCUGCUCCAGAUAACACACCCACACACACACAAUCACAUCCUCUUUUUCUGUCCACACACACACCGACCACUCCCCUCUGAGCUGGGGCCCAGCUGCACUGAACACUCUGGCCUUUGUGUGAGAACAGCUGGCUGCAGUCACACACUGCAUGUUGUUGAUUUGAUUUGAUACUCCCCCGACACACACACAUACACACACACACACACACACACACACACACUGUUCCACGUAUGCCUAAAGCCAUCCAUUCCCACUGGGCACAGACGUCAAUUCAACGUCUAUUCCACGUUGGUUCAACGUAAUGUCGUUGAAUUGACAUGGAAUAGACGUUGAUUCAACCAAUGUAUGUUGAAUCAACGUCUAUGUAUGUAAUGUUUGUGAAGAAUUGAUUACAUUUGCUGGUUGUGUUCUGUUCAGUUCUAUAUGUAUUGGGACAAAGCCUCUGGUUCUUCCACCAUUAGACCAAUGCAGAGUCCGUUCAGGCCCUGGUGACAUCAGCACUCUGGCUGUAGACUGGGAAACACACUCAGACCGGAGGGAGAAGUGUGUGCCUUGGACCGGACAGUGGUUGAACUACUUUGCGACCGUGUUGCUCUCGUUAAUGGAGGUACGCAAAUGCCCUAACGAGGCGUUUCUUGAGGCAUUAAUUCCGUGUAGUUACAGGGUUAAAACAGAAACAACUCAAAGGGUUAAGUUAAGGUAUUAAUUCUGAGUGGUUAUAAUUAAAAACAAAACGCUGUUUCCAUCAACUAUCAUCAAGUAUUCUCACGGCUUGCUAAAGCAUUGUGAACUGCGGUGUUGCAGUGUUCUAAGCAGCGCGCUCUGGCUCCGAGCAUCAGAGGAAGGCAUAUAUCGAUGUUCUCAGGACCUUUUCAAACAUCCGGAAUCGCCAUCUAUUUCUAGUGAUCAGGCUGAAUACCCCACCCAGUUACUGCCUUGCCUCCUAACUCGUGGUGCCAGAAACAAACUACUACAGUAUGUCCUACUUCAGUGGUUCCCAACCAGGGGUACUAGGACCCCAGGGGGUACUUGACCCAUCCACAGGGGGUACUUGAGAAGAAUCAUGAGACUAAAAGCUUACUGGUAAAAUGCACAUGAGAGGGUACUCCGGGUAGAGUAACAUUUUGUUGGUUGUACAGUAACUGAAAAGGGUUGAGAACCGCUGUCCUACUUGAACAAGACAUUGGUUUGGGUGAUUUGAAAGUUUGUUGUAUAUUUGCAUCUGUUGCGUAUGUGUUAGCAUAGGCUGUGUCUCUGUGUUUGUGUGUAUGAGAGGUGGAUAGACAGAAAGUCUGAGGCUGUGUCUCUGUGUUUGUGUGUAUGAGAGGUGGAUAGACAGAAAGUCUGAGGCUGUGUCUCUGUGUUUGUGUGUAUGAGAGGUGGAUAGACAGAAAGUCUGAGGCUGUGUCUCUGUGUUUGUGUGUAUGAGAGGUGGAUAGACAGAAAGUCUGAGGCUGUGUCUCUGUGUUUGUGUGUAUGAGAGGUGGAUAGACAGAAAGUCUGAGGCUGUGUCUCUGUGUUUGUGUGUAUGAGAGGUGGAUAGACAGAAAGUCUGAGGCUAUGUCUCUGUGUUUGUGUGUAUGAGAGGUGGAUAGACAGAAAGUCUGAGGCUAUGUCUCUGUGUUUGUGUGUAUGAGAGGUGGAUAGACAGAAAGUCUGAGGCUGUGUCUUUGUGUAUGUCUUGAAACUAUAGGGUGUGUGUGCAUGCGUACGUGUGCUUGCAAGUGUACGUUUACAUGUGACAAGCUUGCGUGUGUAUGUGAAGGAGAGACGGGGCCAAUGUGUUGUGUGUUAAUGACAGUCUGAUGAUGUACCUUCCUCUCACCCCUCAUGAUCACAUUCCACAGCUCCCUGGGGCCUCUCCUGGCCCUGCCCCUCCCUCUCCUGGCCCUGCCCCUCCCUCACCUGGCCCUGCCCCUCCCUCACUCCCUCCCUCUCCUGGCCCUGCCCCUCCCUCGCUCCCUCCCUCUCCUGGCCCUGCCCCUCCCUCCCUCCCUCACCUGGCCCUGCCCCACCCUCGCCCCCUCCCUCUCCUGGCCCUGCCCCUCGCUCCCUCUCUUGGCCCUGCCCCUCGCUCCCUCCCUUUCUUGGCCCCUGCCUCGCUUCCUCCCUCUCUUGGCCCUGCCCCUCCCUCCCUCACCGCAGCCAUGCCUCUGGUGUGGGAGAGAGGGAGUGAGGGAAAGCAGGAGCGAGCGAGAGAGAGGAAGGAAUGUGGUGGAGUGGGCAGUAUAGUUGUGGCUGACUAAUUUUGCCUGCCCACUCCACCCAGAUCUCUCUCUUACUCUCCAUCUCGCUCUCUACUGCUUUCCCUAAGGUCCAUCCUUCUCCUUCCAUUGUUCUAUCUCUCCCUCUCUGUCCCCCCUUCUCUCUUUCAAUUUCAAUUCAAUUUAAGGGGCUUUAUUGGCAUGGGAAAUAUAUGUUUACAUUGCCAAAGCAAGUGAAAUAGAUAAUAAACAAAAUAACAGUAAACAUUACACUCACAAAAGUUCCAAAAGAAUAAAGACCUCCCAGUCUCUCUCUCUCUCCCCCAAUCUCUGGCAGCUUCAUUAAAUAGUACCCGCAAAACACCAGUCUCAACGUCAACAGUGAAGAGGCGACUCCGGGAUUCUGACCUUCUAGGCAGAGUUGCAAAGAAAAAGCCAUAUCUCAGACUGGCCAAUAAAAAGAAAAGAUUAAGAUGGGCAAAAGAACACUGGACUUUUUCUUUGCAACUCUGCCUAGAAGGUCAGCAUCCCGGAGUCGACUCUUGACUGUUGACGUUGAGACUGGUGUUUUGCGGGUACUAUUUAUUGAAGCUGCCAGUUGAGGACCUGUGAGGCGUCUGUUUCUCAAACUAGACACUCUAAUGUAUUUGUCCUCUUGCUCAGUUGUGCACCGGGGCCUCCCUCUCCUCUUUCUAUUCUGGUUAAAGCCAGUUUGCGCUGUUCUGUGAAGGGAGUAGUACACAGCAUUGUGCGAGAUCUUCAGUUUCUUGGCAAUUUCUCGCAUGGAAUAGCCUUAAUUUCUCCGAAGGAAGUUCUUUGUUUCUGGCCAUUUUGAGCCUAUAAUCGAACCCACAAUUGCUGAUGCUCCAGAUACUCAACUAGUCUCAAGAAGGCCCAUUUUAUUGCUUCUUUAAACAGCACAACAGUUUUCAUCUGUGCUAACAUGAUUGCAAAAGGGUUUUCUAAUGAUCAAUUAGCCUUUUAAAAUGAUAAACUUGGAUUAGCAAACACAACGUGCCAUUGGAACACAGGACUGAUGGUUGCUGAUAAUGGGCCUCUGUACACCUUUGUAGACAUUCCAUAAAAAAUCAGCUGCUUCCAGCUACAAUAGCCAUUUACAACAUUAACAAUGUCUACACUGUGUAUUUCUGAUCAAUUUGAUGUUAUUUUAAUGGACAAAAAAAUUGCUUUUCUUUCAAAAACAAGGACAUUUGUAAGUGACCCCAAAUGUUUGAAUGGUAGUGUGUGUGUGUGUGUGUGUGUGUGUGUGUAUAUAUAUAUAUAUUAGUGUAGAUCAGCUUUAAUAUUGCAGAUAGUUUGUGGCUUCUAUCAAUGUAAUUGUCUGCAUCAUUUCCAAUCCCCCAUAUAUAUUUUUUUAGUAAAUAAAUAUAUACAGUACCAGUAAAAAGUUUGGACACACCUACUCAUUCAAGGGUUUUUCUUUAUUUUUACUAUUUUCUACAUUGUAGAAGAAUAGUGAAGACAUCAAAACUAUGAAAUAACACAUAUGGAAUAAUGUAGUAACCAAAAAAGUGUUAAACAAAUCCAAAUAUAUUUGAGAUUCUUCAAAUAGCCACCCUUUGCCUUGAUGACAGCUUUGCACACUCUUGGCAUUCUCUCAACCAGAUCACCUGGAAUGCUUUUCCAACAGUCUUUAAGGAGUUCCCACAUAUGCUGAGCACUUGUUGGCUGCUUUUCCUUCACUCUGCGGUCCGACUCAUCCCAAACCAUCUCAAUUGGGUUGAGGUCGGGGGAUUGUGGAGGCCAGGUCAUCUAAUGCAGCACUCCAUCACUCUCCUUCUUGGUAAAAUAGCCCGUACACAGCCUGGAGGUGUGUUGGGUCAUUGUCCUGUUGAAAAACAAAUAGUCCCACUAAGCCCAAACCAGAUGGGAUGGCGUAUCGCUGCAGAAUGCUGUGGUAGCCAUGCUGGUUAAGUGUGCCUUGAAUUCUGAAUAAAUCACUGACAGUGUCACCAGCAAAGCACCAUCACACCUCCUCCUCCAUGCUUCAUGGUGGGAACCACACAUGCGGAGAUCAUCCGUUCACCUAUUCUGCGUCUCACAAGACACGGCGGUUGGAACCAAAAAUCUCAAAUUUGGACUCAUCAGACCAAAGGACAGAUUUCCACCUGUCUAAUGUCCAUUGCUCGUGUUUCUUGGCCCAAGCAAGUCUCUUCUUAUUAUUGGUGUCCUUUAGUAGUGGUUUCUUUGCAGCAAUUUGACCAUGAAGGCCUGAUUCACACAGUCUCCUCUGAACAGUUGAUGUUGAGAUGUGUCUGUUACUUGAACUCUGUGAAGCAUUUAUUUGGGCUGCAAUCUAAGGUGCAGUUAAUUGCCGAUUUCUGAGGCUGGUAACGCUAAUUAACUUAGAAUAAUAAUAAUAAUAAUAAUAAUAAUAAUAUAAUAUGCCAUUUAGUAGAUCCUCUGUAGCAGAGGUAACUCUGGGUCUUCCUUUCCUGUGGUGGUCCUCAUGAGAGCCAGUUUCAUCAUAGCGCUUGAUGGUUUUUGCGACUGCACUUGAAGAAACGUUCAAAGUGCUUGAAAUGUUCCCUAUUGACUGACCUUCAUGUCUUAAAGUAAUGAUGGACUGUCAUUUCUCUUUGCUUAUUUGAGCUGUUCUUGCCAUAAUAUGGACUUGGUCUUUUACCAAAUAGGGUUCUCUUCUGUACACCAACGCUACCUUGUCACAACACAACUGAUUGGCUCAAACGCAUUAAGAAGGAAAGAAAUUCCACAAAUUAACUUUUAAGAAGGCACACCUGUUAAUUGAAAUGCAUUCCAGGUGACUACCUCAUGAAGCUGGUUGAGAGAAUGACAAGAGUGUUCAAAGCUGUCAUCAAGGCACACUUUGGCUACUUUGAAGAAUCUAAAAUCUAAAAUAUAUUUUGAUUUGUUUAACACUUUUUUGGUUACUACAUGAUUCCAUGUGUUAUUUCAUAGUUUUGAUGUCUUCACUAUUAUUCUACAAUGUAGAAAACAGUAAAAAUAAAGAAAAACCCUUGAAUGAGUAGGUGUGUCCAAACCUUUGACUGGUACUGUAUAUACAACCUACUAAAUAGUUACACACGUAAACACACAUUCAAUCCCCCCUCUGUCGUGUGUUCACUGUCCUCCCCAUAUACAAAGACAUUCUUAUACACACACUUUAACUUACACUGUCAUGAAGCACACACACACACACUGCAGUUCCUUCUGUAGUGGUGUUCUGCUUUCUCUCUGUGUUCAGAAGCUCAUUGGAAGAUGAAGGUAUUUGGAUGCUUUGUUUAUAUUCAUUUCAACAAGUCAGCUAUGCUCCUGUGUUUACAUCCAUAGCUCCGUAUGAAUGUAUAUAUCAUGUCAUAGACAUCUUUAACAAUGUAAAUAUUAUUUAUCAUGCUGAAGCAUUGUAACUCUGGCAGUGUAUCAUAUGGAGAAAUCUAUUGGACUUCAGAACCACUUUGAACUUUGUGAACGUUAAGAUCUAUCAUUGUUUUUGGAGAUACUCUCUUUUGAAUUGAUAAUAAUGUGUUACUGUACUCUUAAGACAAAUGGCUGGAUUAAAACCAUCUUGGUGUAGGCCCACAGCUUUACCCUGCUUGGUUUGGCUUGUGGACAAUGUAUUUGGAUGCUUGAUUUAGAGCUGUUAGUGUAUUUAGCUUUCACUGCAUGUAAAGCCAGUGUGGUUGUAUCCUAAGCUGUGCUAUAUGUUCAAGAGGCAUAUAGUUUACCUAAUACAACACAUGUCUCUGUUACUGUCAUGAGAGAGCUAUGGUCCAUAAUUCAUGAAACCACUGGGUCCAAGAAGCCAAAAUGGCUCCACAUGUAGCCAAAUGGGUCCAAGCCACAUUCACUCCCAUCCAUCCCACUCUCCUUUGCAGUGUUCUGUUUGGGAUGGAUGGAAGGAGAGGAGAGGAAGACAGAGGGCUAUUUGAAGAAAAUGAUGUGGAGAGGGAGCGAGGGAGAGAAAGGUUUACUGAUAUUGUUUAUUUCACUUGCUUUGGCAAUGUAAACAUAAUGUUUCCCAUGCCAAUAAAGCCUGUUGAAUUGAGAGAGAGACUUUCUUAAAUAGAGGUGUAAGACUUGUUUAAAUACUCUUAUCGCUUUGAGUGAUAUAACAAAGAGAUUGAGUGAGAGAGAUUAAGACUGGUGUGCAUGUUUUGAUAUUAAACAUGUUUAAUUGGAUACAAAGCAGCAGAUGAGAUGUGGGUGGUUGUCAUAGCGAUGGGAUGUCAGUAGCUGGAUCUACUUUCCAACCCGAGAGAGAAGUAGCAGACGUGUUAGAGGGGAUCCUGAGUACUGAAUAAAAAAUGCAAAAAGACAAGUCCUAUUUAUGUUUUCACCUAUUUCUUUCUCUUUCCUACUUCCUCUCUCUGCAUCUCUCUCUCUCUCACUCUCUCUGCAUCUCUCUUUCCUGUUUUCUCUCUGGGGCUCUCUCUCGCUCUGCAUCUCUCUCUGGCUCUGCAUCUCUCUCUGCGUCUCUCUGCGUCUCUCUCUCUCUGCCUCUCUCUAUCUGCCUCUCUCUCUCUGCGUCUCUCUCUCUGUGUCUCUGCGUCUCUCUCUCUCUGUGUCUCUGCGUCUCUCUCUCUGUGUCUCUGCGUCUCUCUCUGCGUCUCUCUGCGUCUCUCUCUCUCUUUCUCUCUGCGUCUCUCUAUCUGCCUCUCUCUCUCUGCGUCUCUCUGUGUCUCUAGCUCUCUUUCUCUCUGCGUCUCUCUAUCUGCCUCUCUCUCUCUCUGCGUCUCUGUGUCUCUCUCUGCGUCUCUCUCUCUCUCUUUCUCUCUGCGUCUCUCUCUCUGCGUCUCUCUCUCUGCGUCUCUUUACGUCUCUCUCUGUGUCUCUCUCUGCGUCUCUCUCUUUCUCUCUGCGUCUCUAUCUCUGCGUCUCUUUACGUCUCUCUCUGUGUCUCUCUCUGCGUCUCUCUCUCUCUGGGUCUCUCUCUCUUUCUCUCUGCGUCUCUCUCUCUGCGUUUCUGCGUCUCUCUCUCUGCGUCUCUCUCUCUCUGCGUCUCUCUCUCUCUCUCUCUCUCUCUCUCUGCGUUUCUCUCUCUCUCUGCGUCUCUCUCUCUCUCUGCGUCUCUCUCUCUCGCUCUCUCUGCGUCUCUCUCUCUCUCUCUGCGUCUCUCUCUGCGUCUCUCUCUCUCUCUGCGUCUCUCUCUCUCUCUGCGUCUCUCUCUCUGCGUUUCUCUCUGCGUCUCUCUCUCUCUCUCUCUCCACGUCUCUCUCUCUGCGUUUCUCUCUGCGUCUCUCUCUCGCUCUAUCUGCGUCUCUCUCUCUGCGUCUCUCUCUCUCUGCGUCUCUCUCUCUCUCUCUCUGCGUCUCUCUCUCACUGCGUCUCUCUCUCUCUGCGUCUCUCUCUCUCUCUCUGCGUUUCUCUCUCUCUGCGUUUCUGCGUCUCUCUCUCUGCGUCUCUCUCUCGCUCUCUCUGCGUCUCUCUCUCGCUCUCUCUGCGUCUCUCUCUCGCUCUCUCUGCGUCUCUCUCUCUUUCUCUCUGCGUCUCUCUCUCUGCGUUUCUGCGUCUCUCUCUCUGCGUCUCUUUACGUCUCUCUCUGUGUCUCUCUCUGCGUCUCUCUCUUUCUCUCUGCGUCUCUCUCUGCGUCUCUUUACGUCUCUCUCUGUGUCUCUCUCUGCGUCUCUCUCUUUCUCUCUGCGUCUCUCUCUCUGUGUUUCUGCGUCUCUCUCUCUCUGCGUCUCUCUCUCGCUCUCUCUGCGUCUCUCUCUCUUUCUCUCUGUGUCUCUCUCUCUACGUUUCUGCGUCUCUCUCUCUGCGUCUCUCUCUCUGCGCCUCUCUGCAUCUCUCUCUCUGCGUCUCUCUCUCUGUCUCUGCGUCUCUCUCUCUCUCUCUCUGCGUCUCUCUCUCUGUGUUUCUGCGUCUCUCUCUCUGCGUCUCUCUCUCUCUGCGCCUCUCUGCAUCUCUCUCUCUGCGUCUCUCUCUCUCUCUCUGCGUCUCUCUCUCUCUCUGCGUCUAUCUCUCUCUCUCUGUGUCUCUCUCUCUGCGUCUCUCUCUCUGCGUCUCUCUCUCUCUCUGCGUCUCUCUCUCUCUGCAUCUCUCUCUCUGCGUUUCUCUCUCUGCGUCUCUCUCUCUGCGUUUCUCUCUCUGCGUCUCUCUCUCUGCGUUUCUCUCUCUGCGUCUCUCUCUCUGCGUCUCUCUCUCUGUGUCUCUCUCUCUGCGUCUCUCUCUCUGCGUCUCUCUCUCUCUGCGUCUCUCUCUCUCGCUCUCUCUGCGUCUCUCUCUAUCUGCGUCUCUCUCUCUGCGUCUCUUUCUCUCUCUGCGUCUCUCUCUCUCUGCGUCUCUCUCUCUGCGUUUCUCUCUCUGCGUCUCUCUCUCUGCGUUUCUCUCUCUGCGUCUCUCUCUCUGCGUCUCUCUCUCUGCGUUUCUCUCUCUGCGUCUCUCUCUCUGCGUCUCUCUCUCUGCGUCUCUCUCUCUGCGUCUCUCUCUCUCUGCGUCUCUCUCUCUCUGCGUUUCUCUCUGCGUCUCUCUCUCUCUGCGUCUCUCUCUCUCUGCGUCUCUCUCUCUUUCUGCGUCUCUCUCUCUCUUUCUGCGUCUCUCUCUCUCUGCGUCUCUCUCUCUCUGCGUUUCUCUCUGCGUUUCUCUCUCUGCGUCUCUCACUCUGCUUCUCUCUCUCUGCGUUUCUCUGUGCGUCUCUCUCUCUCUCUCUCUGCGUCUCUCUCUCUCUGCGUCUCUCUCUCUCUGCGUCUCUCUCUCUCUCUCUCUGCGUCUCUCUCUCUCUGCGUCUCUCUCUGUGUCUCUCUCUCUCUGCGUCUCUCUCUCUCUCUGCGUUUCUCUGUCUGCGUCUCUCUCUCUCUGCGUCUCUCUCUCUCUGCGUUUCUCUCUCUGCGUCUCUCUCUCUCUCUCUGCGUGUCUCUCUCUCUCUCUCUGCAUCUCUCUCUCUCUCUCUCUUUGUCUUCAUCUCUCUGUGUUGGCAUUCUGCUGGCAGUAUGAAGUAUGUAGCAGUGAUUUAGGCUCUCUGUUAAACUAUCUUGUGUAACAUUUCCUCUCCAUCUUGCUCCUUCCUGAUCACCCCUUCCUGAUCACCCAUAAACCCAUGUCUUGUCCUAGAUAAUCCACAUCACCUUCACAUUUGUAUUUUCCAAAAUUGUGAUGGGAGCAGGGAGGGUGUCUGUGUGUUAAUGUCUAGGAUCUCAUCAUGGGAAUCAGGGGUCCGCUGUUUUGACAGUUCCACUCUCUACACCCUCCCUCUGGUCGAGCCGGUCCCAAAGAGUGUGUGUGUGUAUGUGUGUGUGUGUGUGUGUACGUUAAAUGAUUCAGCAUCUUGGUGUCUGCAUGCCGGAGGGGAGGCAGAAGGGCAUAUUUAUUUUACCCCUGUGCCCCGACCGACCCACGCCUCACCGCACAGAGACACCAGAACGCUUUCAGGGACACACCCCACAAAUGUGCCCACGUGACACACACACAACAUUGUGCACCUCUCUAUAACUCGAGCAUCUAAGUACAGUGAGCGAUGAGCGAGCAUAGCAGAGAGAGAGGCAUUAUCUCAUUCGACGUUAUUCGUAUCGAAUAUCUCGUUCGUCCUCACAUCUCUCUCUCUCUCUCUCUCUCUCUCUCUCUCUCUCUCUCUCUCUCUCUCUCUCUCUCUCUCUCAUACACACAGACAUAACCCAUAAACGCAAACGCUCUUACUCAGUCAUUGUCUUACAUUUGAACUGAGCUGUCACUCUUAUCCUCUUCUUACUGUCUCGCUCCACACUCAAAGAUCAACCCUGUUCCAGUCAGUAAAAUGUCCUAACCCAUCUCUCCCUCCCUCUCUCUCUGCCUGCAGGACAGUGACAUACAGAAGAAAAUAGACCAUGAGAUCCGGAUGCGUGAUGGAGCCUGUAAGCUGCUGGCUGCCUGCUCCCAGAGAGACCAGGCCCUGGAGGCCUCCAAGAGCCUGCUCACCUGCAACACCCGCAUCAUGGCCUACAUGUCGGAGCUGCAGAGGAUGAAGGAGGCCCAGGUCAUGCAGAGGGUCGCACUAAGGUCAGAGGGCAAACGGGCAAGGGGGCGGGGUAGGAACUUAGAGGUGCAUAAAUGGAGCUAUCCCCAUAGGGUGAAGGGCUUAAUGUGGUCUGAGUGGGCAGGGUUUACAAUUAGAAUUUCCGUUGUUGACAUCCCCUUCUUUCUGUCUCUACCAGGUCAUCUGUUGCAGGGCCCACGGACGACAGACUACCCUGUAAGGGAAAGGUGGCCAUCUCAGGUAGGCCCCAGUAGUGUGUGUGUGUGUAUUUGUGUGUGCCUAUAUAAAGGAGAGAUGCAUGUCUACCCAAUAGCAGAGCUUCAUGUAGUCCACUUCAUCAGCCCCAGGUCCUGACACCCUGCCUCCUCAUCUCCUAUUAUGCUAUGCUGAUGCUGUCUGUCAUGCUGAGGGGGGGGCGGGGUCAUGAUGAUGAGCGAGAUCGUCUCUGGGUCUCAUAGCCACCCCCCACUGAGGACCCCACACUAGGGAGGGGUGAGGGUACAGUGGGGAAAAAAUGUAUUUAGUCAGCCACCAAUUGUGCAAGUUCUCCCACUUAAAAAGAUGAGAGAGGCCUGUAAUUUUCAUCAUAGGUACACGUCAACUAUGACAGACAAAUUGAGAGAGAAAAAUCCAGAAAAUCACAUUGUAGGAUUUUUAAUUAAUUUAUUUGCAAAUUAUGGUGGAAAAUAAGUAUUUGGUCACCUACAAACAAGCAAGAUUUCUGGCUCUCACAGACCUGUAACUUCUUCUUUAAGAGGCUCCUCUGUCCUCCACUCGUUACCUGUAUUAAUGGCACCUGUUUGAACUUGUUAUCAGUAUUAAAGACACCUGUCCACAACCUCAAACAGUCACACUCCAAACUCCACUAUGGCCAAGACCAAAGAGCUGUCAAAGGACACCAGAAACAAAAUUGUAGACCUGCACCAGGCUGGGAAGACUGAAUCUGCAAUAGGUAAGCAGCUUGGUUUGAAGAAAUCAACUGUGGGAGCAAUUAUUAGGAAAUGGAAGACAUACAAGACCACUGAUAAUCUCCCUCGAUCUGGGGCUCCACGCAAGAUCGCACCCCAUGGGGUCAAAAUGAUCACAAGAACGGUGAGCAAAAAUCCCAGAACCACACGGGGGGACCUAGUGAAUGACCUGCAGAGAGCUGGGACCAAAGUAACAAAGCCUACCAUCAGUAACACACUACGCUGCCAGGGACUCAAAUCCUGCAGUGCCAGACGUGUUCCCCUGCUUAAGCCAGUACAUGUCCAGGCCCAUCUGAAGUUUGCUAGAGUGCAUUUGGAUGAUCCAGAAGAGGAUUGGGAGAAUGUCAUAUGGUCAGAUGAAACCAAAAUAGAACUUUUUGGUAAAAACUCAACUCGUCUUGUUUGGAGGGCAAAGAAUGCUGAGUUGCAUCCAAAGAACACCAUACCUACUGUGAAGCAUGGGGGUGGAAACAUCAUGCUUUGGGGCUGUUUUUCUGCAAAGGGACCAGGACGACUGAUCCGUGUAAAGGAAAGAAUGAAUGGGGCCAUGUAUCGUGAGAUUUUGAGUGAAAACCUCCUUCCAUCAGCAAGGGCAUUGAAGAUGAAACGUGGCUGGGUCUUUCAGCAUGACAAUGAUCCCAAACACACCGCCCGGGCAACGAAGGAGUGGCUUCGUAAGAAGCAUUUCAAGGUCCUGGAGUGGCCUAGCCAGUCUCCAGAUCUCAACCCCAUAGAAAAUCUUUGGAGGGAGUUGAAAGUCCGUGUUGCCCAGUGACAGCCCCAAAACAUCACUGCCCUAGAGGAGAUCUGCAUGGAGGAAUGGGCCAAAAUACCAGCAACAGUGUGUGAAAACCUUGUGAAGACUUACAGAAAACGUUUGACCUGUGUCAUUGCCAACAAAGGGUAUAUAACAAAGUAUUGAGAAACUUUUGUUAUUGACCAAAUACUUAUUUUCCACCAUAAUUUGCAAAUAAAUUCAUAAAAAAUCCUACAAUGUGAUUUUCUGGAUUUUAUUUUCUCAUUUUGUCUGUCAUAGUUGACAUGUACCUAUGAUGAAAAUUACAGGCCUCUCUCAUCUUUUUAAGUGGGAGAACUUGCACAAUUGGUGGCUGACUUUCCCCACUGUAUGUGGGUUAUGGAAAGGGGUGUAUUUAAAAGGGUGAGGGUGGGGGUAUAAUGAGGGAAGAAUGGUUUAGGGGGUGAGGAUGACUUUAGGGGUGGAGGGGGAGAGAAUGAGGGGUGAGAAUUGAAACAUUUUAUGGUUUAAAGAAAUGAUGCAAAGGAGGUGGCGAACAAGUCCGGCUGCUCAGCUGAUUGGUUGACAUAUUGUCAAUGGAGAAAUAUUGUGAUUAAACUUAAAAAGAGAAAUAAAUUAUAUUAAACAAAGAUAAAUUACAUAAAACACAAUGGAAAAAUACUUUGGAGUACUUUCAAUGAUAUCAUGUGCAGAAAACCCAAUUCAUCUCCAUCGUUCAUUGAAGUUGAUGGAUAAUUUAUAACAAAAGCUUUCGAUAUUGCCAAUCAUUUCAAUGACUAUUUCACUACUAAAGUGGAAAAACUCAGACGUGAAAAGAAAACAUUGAACAGUGAACCAUCAUAUUUUUGUAUAAAAGUUAUAAUAAUGAAAGAAGGAUUGCUGUUGUUAUCCAUCAAUAAUGAUAAGCCACCAGGUAUAGACAACCUUGAUGGUAAACUAUUGAGAAUGGUAGCAGACUGUGUUAUAUAAUAUAUGCCAUUUAGCAGAUGCUUUUAUCCAAAGCGACUUAGUAAUGAGUGCAUACAUUUAAAAGAAGAAAUGUAUGUAUGGUCCCGGGAAUCGAACCCACAAUAUUGGCUUUGCAAGCACCAUGCUCUACCAACUGAGCCGUAUUGUCACCCCUAUUUGCUAUAUCUUUAACCAAAGCCUAAAGGAGUGUGUGUGUCCACAGGCGUGGAAGGAAGCUAAAGUAAUCCCACUGCCUAAAAAUAGUAAAGCACCCUUUGCUGGCUCUAACAGCCGCCUAAUCAGUUUGCUGCCUAUUCUUAGCAAACUGAUGGAGAGGAUUGUGUUUACAUUUACAUCUACAUUUUCGUCAUUUAGCAAAUACAAUGCUAUUUUUCAGAGAACAAGUUAACUACUGACUUUCAGCAUGCAUAUAGAUAAGGGCACUCAACUUGUACUGCACUGACUCAGAUGACUGAUGAUUGGUUAAUGGAAAUGGAUAAUAAGUUGGAGCUGUAUUGUUAGAUUUCAGUGCAGCCUUUGAUGUUAUUGAUCAUAAAUUGUUAUUGAAAAAACUAACUUGCUGUGGCUUUACAUCACCUGCCAUCACAUGGUUGGAGAGUUACUUAUCCAAUAGAACCCAGAGAAUAUUCUUCAAUGGAAGCUUCUCUAACAUCAGAUAUGUACAGUGCGGUGUCCCUCAGGGCAGUUGCCUUGGGCCGUUAAUCUUCUCUAUUUUUACACAAAGCUAGAAUUACUAUAUAUACGGCUGAUUCCACACACUACAUGUCAGCACCCAAAGCCAGUGAGCUCACUGAAAUUCUAAACAAGGAGUUACAGUCAGUAUCAGAAUGGGUGAUUUAAUAAUAAACGGGUCUUAAAUACAUCUAAAACUAAAAGCAUUGUUUGGUUCAUAACAUUGAGUAUGUUUACAUGCACAGUAAUAAUUCGAUAUUAAACUGAUUAUGGAAAAGUCAUAUAAAAAUCGAAAUAAGCAUAUGCUGAUUAAAACACCUGGUUUGCUGGGCAAUCUUAAGAAUUAUUAGGACAUGUAAACACCUUAAUCGGCGUUCCAGUGGUGUAUUUGAUCUGCGCAUGUGCUAGCACCGGUAGCGCAAAUCUCCCUCUUUAGCGCGAGUGAAGUGUCUUAGAAGUUGUUUUCACAUACAAACUUUAUAUGUCCGAACUCAGAAUCAAAUUUGCUUCCCAAAAAUAACAUGUGGUAGAACGUUUAUUUUGAUUGGCGAUUUUCUACAUUUAUCAGAGUGCCAUCAGGUAGUCUGAUUUCAGAUGUGUCCAUGUAAACAGGAUUAUUAGGGAAAUCAUUCUUCUUCCAAAGCAUGUAAGCAUUUUAAUCAAACUAUUAUAUUAAUCUGACUAUCCACAAUAAUUUCAGUAUUGUUUGCAUAUAACCAUACUCAUUCUCUAAGACCUAAACUUCAACUGGAUUUGAACAUAAAGGGUGUGACCAUUGUGCAAGUUGAUGAAGCCAAACUCCUAGGUAUAACAUUGGAUGGUCAAUUAUCAUGGGCAAGACAUAUUAACAAAGUUGUUGUGAAGAUGGUGAGGGGAAUGUCAACUGUACUAGUUGUUCAGGCUUUGGUCUUGUCCCAUCUUGAUUACUGUCCGUUAAUAUGGUCAUGUGCUGCAAACAAAGACCUAGCAAAGCUGCAGCUGGCUCAAAACAGAGCAGCACGUCUUGCCUUUUAACUGCACAUACAGAACUAACAUCAACAACAUGCAUGCCAGCCUUUCCUGGUUGACGGAUGACGAGAGAUUAACUGCUUCUCUUCUAGUUUUUAUGAGGAAUAUUACUGUGAAAACUUCCAGAUUGUCUGCAUAAUCAAAUAACAUUCAGCUCAGACACCCAUACAUACCCCACAAGACAUGCUACCAGGGGUCUGUUCAGACCCCAAGUCCAAAACGAAUUGACGGCAACGCACAGUUUUAUACAGAGCCAUGAUUGCAUGGAACUCCCUUCCAUCUCCAAUUACUCAAGCAAACAGCAAAAUUACCUUUAAAAAAACGGAUAAAAAAACAACUAAUGGAACGGCGGGGACGGUGAGGGGACACACGCGCACACACACACACUCUAACACACACACACACUCUAACACACACGACACACAACACAACACACACCAACACACACACACAAACACAACCACAACAAACACACACAACAACACACACAACACAACACACAACACACAACACAACAACACACACACACACCAACACAACACACACCAACACACACACACACAACACACACACACCACACACACACACACAACACACACACAACACACACACACACACCUAACACAACACACAACACACACACACAAACACUAAACACAAACACACAACACACAAACACAACACACACCACACACACAACACACACACACACACACGACCACACACACAUACAACACACUACCACACACACAACACACACACAAACACUAACACACACACACAACACACACACACAACACACACACACACAUUCUAACACACACACACACACUCUAACACACACACACACACUCUAACACACACACACUCUAACACACACACACACACACUCUAACACACACACUAACACACACACACACACUCUAACACACACACACACUCUAACACACACACACUCUAACACACACACACACACUAACACACACACACACACACACACACUCUAACACACACAUACUUUUUUGUUGUAUUGUUUGUAUAAUGUUUUAGUUGCAUUGUUUGGAUAUCGUUGUAUUUUAAAUUUGUAUGACUUUCCUUGUCUAUCAGUGUUUUGUUACUUGUCAUGUUUUAUGUUUUUUGUGGACCCCAAGAAGAGUAGCUGCUGCUUCUGCAAAAGCUAAUGGGGAUCAUAAUAAACAAAACAAAAUAAAAGGAUGAGGGUGAGAGUAGGGGGAAAGAGGUAAUUAAAGGAUUAUGAUGAACUGCACUGGCUCAGUGGGAGGACAGGUGGCUCUGAGGUCUGUUUUGGACAGGUGGCUCUGAGGUCAGCUCACAGCUGGAGGGCACACGCAUUCGCGCACACACACGAAGGGAGUAGUUGAGUUGAUGAACAGAAGUUGUGACUUAUCAUUGAUUGACUGGGAAGCCAUUUAGCUAGUAAGUUCAGCUCAGCGCAUGGGUUUCAGUUAGACUAGACAUACACUGUACAUACAUUCAUCAUACACAUAAGUGUGCGCACAUGUGUAUAUGUUACAUUUGUGGCUGAUUUCACUUUCACUCUGACUGUCCUUUGCCAUUGCAGAUCUGCGGAUCCCUCUCAUGUGGAAAGACACGGAGUACUUCAAGAACAAAGGAGGUGAGGAGUCGGUGUGGUAGAACUGGUGUGAAUAGAUUCAUGUCAGUGUGGUAGAACUGGUAUAAAUAGACUCAUCAAUGAUUCAUUUCAGUGUGGUAGAAGUGGUGUGAAUAGACUCAUCAAUGAUUCAUGUCAGUGUGGUAGAACUGGUGUUAAUAGAUUCAUCAAUGAUUCAUGUGCUAUUAUCUGUCGCUCUGAGUUUGUGUGAAGAGAUGUGAGUCGACUGAGUAAGUGAAGCCAUGUGAAUCGAAUAUAAUUUAGGUAAAGCCUCCCAGAGUAGGAGGGCUGACCUAGAAUUAGUUUCACCUUUUAGAUAAUAAUGAAUAACAUUGAAUGGACAGGUGGGGACCUGAUCCUAGAUCAGCACUCCUACUCUGAGAUGCUUUAUGGAAACAGGCCCUGGGAAAUAACUCUUAAGUAUACAAACUAAAGCAAUGAACAUGUGAGCAUAACAGUUCAUGCUCUUUUAAAAACACUUGUAGAUCUUAAGUUCUAUACGGCUGUUGAAAUGAAUGUACAUGUUUCUAUUUUUCCCUUGGUAAAGUCAGCAGCUCACUGACAAGCAGACAUUCCUACAGUAAGUAAUUUGGUAUGAUCUGGCUUAGAAACCUGCUGCACAGACAGCCCUCUUCUGUUCUGUUGUCUUUGCCAGUGCUACUGAAGCAGAGAGGCCUGGGUCUGCUUAGGAUCCGGUAAUUGUAGUUCUAGGUGCUCUUUUGAUACCGCUGUGUUAUGGUUUAUGUUGACUGCUACAUGUAAAGGUCAAAACGUUAUGGUAAAAAAAAGAACGUGCUGAAACCCAACUCCUUAGUGAGGUCUGCCCCUCACCGACAACGGGCAUGAAUUAAUCUGCAUGACCUAAUAGAUCUAAUGCAUAUUAAUAAACUCCGGGGACAGGAGUCUUGGUUGCCCAAGACGGCAAGCACAGAUUGUGUGCUUUUGAUCAGAGGUGGAAAAAGUACCCAAUUGUCAUACUUAAGUAAAGGUACCUUUAAUAGAAAAUGACUCAAGUGAAAGUCACCCAGUAAAAUACUACUUGAGUAAAAGUCUAAAAGUAUUUGGUUUUAAAUAUACUUAAGUAUCAAAAGUAUAAAUGAUUUCAAAUUCCUUAUAUUAAGCAAAGCAGACGGCACCAUUUUCUUGUUUUUAACAUUUACGGAUCGCCAGGGGCACACUCCAGCAUCCUUUACAAACGAUACAUUUGUGUUUAGUGGGUCUGCCAGAUCAGAGGCAGUAGGAGGGACCACGUGUUCUCUUAAUAAGUGCGUGAAUUUGACAAUUUUUCUGUCCUGCUAAGGAUUCAAAAUAUAACGAGUACUUUUGGGUGUCAGGGAAAAUGUAUGGAGUAAAAAGUACAUUAUUUUCUUUAGGAAUGUAGUGAAUUAAAAGUUGUCAAAAAUAUAAAUAGUAAAGUAAAGUACAGAUACCCACCCAAAAAUGACCUAAGCAGUACUUUAAAGUAUUUUUACUUAAGUACUUUACACCACAGCUUUUGAUACACGCACGCGCGCGCACACACACGCACUCACACACCCGCACUCACACUCCCAAAUACAUUUAGCGUAAAAUGAUACACUCACACACCACGCUGCAUGUGAAGAACCCACUUAAAGCUACUUAGGCCAGACUCUCACAGUGCGGAUGUCCAAGUCCAACAGCUGCUAGAGUUGGUGUUGUUCCUCCCAGUCUGUCCAGUGUGAGAGCCAAACCCACGAUUCUCCAAUAAUCUACUCUGUAGCCUCCGUCUGUUUAAAACAUCCACAGAGGGUGCAGGUAGUGCCAGAGGAGUUCUCAAGUGGGGAAAUCUAGUCAAAUCUAGUCAAAUGUCUUCCACAUGCUGCUUCUCACACCUCCCUCUCACUGCUCUCUCUCUGUCCCCCCUUCUCUCUUUACCUCUCCCCCCCUCUGUCUCUCUCUACCUCUCCCUUCUCUCUCUCUCUGUACCUCUCUCAGAGCUGCAUCGGUGUGCAGUGUUCUGUCUGCUCCAGGUGGGAGCGGAGAUUCACGACACAGACAUGGUGAUGGUGGACCGGACGCUCACCGAUAUCUGCUUUGACAACACCAUCGUCUUGUAAGUCCUAUUUUCCUGUUGGCUUGUGUGUUUACACAAUUAUUGGCAAAAGAGCUAAUCUGAUUGGUCAAAAGACCAAAUAGUGGAAAAAUAUCAGAAUUGGGCUGCCUGUGUAAACACAACCUUGCUAUCUUGUCUUUCACAUAGUGAGUAUUGUUUGGUCUUUAUAAGGGCAUGUUUAUUUAAUGUCAUGAUUGUAUCAUAAAGGUAGAUAAAUGGAUAUAUUUUGAAAUCCUGUAUCAGUAACUGAUACAUAUACACAGACUGUACAAACCAUUAUGAACACCAUUACAUAGACUGACCAGGUGAAUCCAGGUGAAAGCUAUGAUCCCUUAUUGAAAUCCACUUCAAUCAGUGUAGAUGAAGGGGAGGAGACAGGUUAAACUUUUUGGGCGACCUGACCAAAUUCAUAAUUUUUGCAUCUUUUACUUUCGGUUUUGUACACUAGCUUCAAACAACUGAAAAUACAAUAUUUUGGGUUAUGGAAAAUAUAUUUCACAGUGGUUUAGAUGGUACAAUGACUCUCUACACAAUGACUGCUUGUUUUGUCACAUAAACAGAAUCUAGGCAAACUAUUAGAAUUUUAGCAACCAGGAAAUGGCGGUGCGAUUUCUGCGUAUUGCAUAUUUAAAGGUUUUAGGGUUAACUUGAGGGUUAAACUAAUGGAUUCUGGAAAAUAUAGUAUCUUUCCCCAUAUUGAACAAAAUGUAAGUGAUUCAUUAAAUAUAAUUACAUAGAAUAUUCACAUACAGGUUUUGUUUUCCUUGUUCAUUCAUUUUAAGAGUUUGUCCUGAAAAUCAAUUGUUUCAUCAAUAUUUCUAUGCAUGUGUAUAAUUACAUUUUUGAUGUUUUAUGUACAAGAUGUAUACACUGAGUGUACAAAACAUUAGGAACACUUGUUCUUUCCAUGACAUAGACGGACAGGUGAAUCCAGGUGAAAGCUAUGAUCCCUUAUUGAUGUCACUUGUUAAAUCCACUUCAAUCAGUGUAGAAGGGGAGGAGACAGGUUAAAUAAGCCUUCAGACAAUUGAGACAUGGAUUGUGUAUGUGUGCCAUUCAGAGGGUGAAUGGGCAAGACAAAAUAUUUAAGUGCCUUUGAACGGGGUAUGGUAGUAUGUGCCAGGCGCACCGGUUUGUGUUAUGAACUGCAAUGUUGCUGGGUUUUUCACGCUCAACAGUUUCCCAUGUGUAUCAAGAAUUGUCCACCACCCAAAAGACAUCCAGCCAACUUGACACAACUGUGGGAAGCAUUGGAGUCAACAUGGGCCAGCAUUCCUGUGGAAUUCUUUUGACACCUUGUAGAGUCCACGCCCUGACAAAUUGAGGCUGUUCUGAGGGCAAAAGGGGCCGCAGCUGAAUAUUAGGAAGAUGUUCUUAAUCUUUUGUACACUGAGUGUACAAUGUAUAAGUAUGUGUUUUCUGUGUGUGUGUUUGCAUAUAGUUGUUUUUGCUGUGUCCAUGUGUGUGCAUGUAUAACUGUGUAUCUCUCCAUGUGUGUUUGCCGUGUGUAGCAGCGAGACCAGUCCAGGAUUUGAGCUGCGCGUGGAGCUGUACAGCUGCUGUUCAGAGGAGGACUACUCGUCAGGGAGCACGCCCAGGAAACUAGCCAGCAAACUGAGCAGCUCUCUGGGCCGCUCGGCAGGGAAGAAGCUCCGCGUCGCCAUGGACCCUGGAGCCUGCAGCCCUAUCAGCAAUGGAGGAGGAGCCACACUGCUGCUACCUCUGCCCUCAGUGGUGUGAGUGGGUUUAUGUUGUACACACUGAUAUGUAUUUCCAGGCAUGUAGUGUACAAUCAUUCGUACAGACACACAUAUGCAAUCACGCAUGCAAUGAAACACACACACAAAUUCACUGGCGGACACACAGACGUGUGUGUAUUUAGUCCCACAGUCCCACAGCUCACCAGUGCCUCUGCCAUGUGUUCUGUCCACAGGGGACCGAAGUACCAUCUCCUGGCCCACACCACCCUGUCACUGUCACACGUCCAGGACAGCUUCCGCACGCAUGACCUCAACAUCUCAGGCAACGGUAGGUCACAGUGGGGAUGUGGUUAGUCCAUGUGCAGUAAAUAUGGGUCAGACUUCUCUUUCUAUCUCCCGUUCUUUCUCUCCCUCCCUCUGUGUCAGUACCUCUCUCUCUCUCUCUCUCUCUCUCUCUCUCUCUCUCUCUCUCUCUCUCAGCCCUCCACACCUCUCUGAUUCAGAGGGGUUGGGUUAAAUGCAGAAGACACAUUUAGGCUGAAUGCAUUCAGUUGUGCAAAUGACUAGUUUCCCAUCUCUUUCUCUCUCUCUUUCUCCCCAUCUCCCUCCCUCUCCCAGCAAGGAUUUUAGCUGACUGACAGACUGUCAUUGUCAAGGUCAUAGUAAUAAAUCGGGGUCAGUGCUGUGUAAAACUCUAAUGAUGAGGUGUACAAGGGAGUAGACACCCUGACAUGUGCUGCUGCUUUAUUCAUUGCCCCUUACGGCUGUAAGAAAGUUUGAUGGGCACUCCACUGUUGUUCACGGCUCUCCCUGCAGCUGUGAGACUUUUAUUCCCUGCUAUUGUGUGUGUGUGUGGGGGGGGGGGUAGAUUAUUAUUUUUAGUUUAAUUUCUUUCUCCCUCUAUCCCCCUCUCUGUCUCUCCCUGUAGAGGACUGUUCCUACUGGGUGCCUCUCUACGGCAGUGUGUGUUGUCGCCUGGCUGCUCAGCCUCACUGUAUGACCCAACAGAUGAUGAGCGGCUGCUUGAAGGUCAAGGUGAGGGUGUUUGUGUCUGUCUGUGUGCGUGUGUGUGUGUUUGGGAAGAUAGCAAGGCAUGGCUCUCUCUCUAAUUAGCGCCUCUGUCUCUCACAGCAGUUGGGAGGUGACCUUCAGAGUUGGACAAACAUCUACGGCGUCCUUAAAGGGACAAACCUUUUCUGUUACCACCGGCAAGAGGAUAUGGAGGCUAACGUAGAGCCAGUUUUUACCAUUGCCAUCAACAAGGUCAGUCAGUGGAUGAAAAAAAGUUUUUCCCACAUAUGCACACUCUCAACAUGAAAUAAAAAAGCAUGCUAGCUGGUGGCCCCUGACCCACAGUACAAAGCCCGGUUUCAGCUUCAGACAGUGAGCGACAGUUCUGUGGAAUCAUGCAUCAAUCAGCUGCUCUCAGGAUCAAGCUGAAACCUGUGAGGAACAGGACACUGCCUCCACCUACUGGUGGGGAUGGGGAAAUACAGUACCAGUCAAAAGUUUGGACACCUUUAUUUAUUACUAUUUUCUACAUUGUAGAAUAAUAGUGAAGACAUCAAAACUAUGAAAUAGCACAUAUGGAAUCAGGUAGUAACCAAAAAAGUGUUAAACAAAUGCAAAUAUAUUUUAUAUGUGAGAUACCCACCCUUUGCCUUGAUGACAGCUUUGCACACUCUUGGCAUUCUCUCAACCAGCUUCACGUGGAAUGCUUUUCCAACAGUCUUGAAGGAGUUUCCACAUAUGCUGAGCACUUGUUGUCAGCUUUACCUUCACUCUGCCUCCGACUCAUCCCAAACCAUCUCAAUUGGGUUGAGGUCAGGUGAUUGUGGAGGCCAGGUCAUCUGAUACAGCACUCCCAUCACUCUCCUUCUUGGUCAAAUAGCCCUUACACAGCCUAGAGGUGUGUUGGGUAAUUGUCCUGUUGAAAAACAAAUGAUAGUCCAUCUAAGCCCAAACCAGAUGGGAUGGCGUAUUGCUGCAGAAUGCUUUGGUAGCCAUGCUGGUUAAGUGUGCCUUGAAUUCUAAAUAAAUCACAGACAGUGUCACCAGCAAAGCACCCCCACACCAUAACACCUCCUCCUCCAUGCUUUACGGUGGGAACUACACAUGCGGAGAUCAUCCGUUCACCCACACCGCAUCUUACAAAGACACAGCGGUUGGAACCCAAAAUCUCAAAUUUAGACUCCAGACCAAAGGACACAUUUCUACCGUUCUAAUGUCCAUUGCUCGUGUUUCUUGGCCCAAGCAGGUCUCUUCUUCUUAUUGGUGUCCUUUAGUAGUGCUUUCUUUGCAGCAAUUCGACCAUGAAGGCCUGAUUCACACAGUCUCCUCUGAACAGUUGAUGUUGAGAUGUGUCUGUUACUUGAACUCUGUGAAGCAUUUAUUUGGGCUGCAAUUUCUGAGGCUGGUAACUCUAAUGAACUUAUCCUCUGCAGCAGAGGUAACUCUGGGUCUUCCUUUCCUGUGGCGGUCCUCAUGAGAGCCAGUUUCAUCAUAGUGCUUGAUGGUUUUUGUGACUGCACUUGAAGAAACUUUCUUGAAAUAUUCCGUAUUGACUGACCUUCAUGGCUUAAAGUAAUGAUGGACUGUCAUUUCUCUUUGCUUAUUUGAGCUGUUAUUGCCAUAAUAUGGACUUUGUAUUUUACCAAUUAGGGCUAUCUUCUGUAUACCCCCCCUACCUUGUCACAACACAAAUGAUUGGCUCAAACGCAUUAAGAAGGAAAGAAAUUCCACAAAUCAACUUUUAAGAAGGCACACCUGUUAAUUGAAAUGGAUUCCAGGUGACUACCUCAUGAAGCUGGUUGAGAGAAUGCCAAGAGUGUGCAAAGCUGUCAUCAAGGCAAAGGGUGGCUAUUUGAAGAAUCUCAAAUAUAUUUUGAUUUGUUUAACACUUUUGGUUACUACAUGAUUCCAUAUGUGUUAUUUAAUAGUUUUGAUGUCUUCAAUAUUAUUCUACAAUGUAGAAAAUAGUAAAAAUAAAGAAAAACCCUUAAAUGAGUAGGUGUGUCCAAACUUUUGACAGUGUACAUUGGAGUACUGUCAGUUCCCACACCUUAUACCAGUCAUUUCCUUUCAAAUCAGUGAAGGGAAGUGAGCAACUGCACACUUUGGGAGGAAUGAGAGAUAAUUGGGAUGUAGCUGAUAACUGGGACAGAUUCAUGCUUGAGGUUACUUGAGUGGACUUGACUUAUAUGUCACUCACUGCUCUUUGUGUCAGUAAGUGCAUUCACGCACUGUGAGUUGACGAGAAAAUAAAUGACUAUGCUUAAAUGUAUAUUUUUGGGGGAUAUUGAAACAUUUGGUGAAAUGGCAACAUCAGUAGCUGAUUGUGUCUGUGUGCGUGUCCUGUAUGUCAGAAGACAAUAAUAGGGGUGUCGGAGAAGGACCUCCACAGUAAGGCCCAGAGUAUCUGUAUCAGUAACCAUUAUGGAGGAGAGGAGGUGACACAUACACUCUCGGCAGACAGUCGUGAAGACACACACCGCUGGAUGGAGGCCUUCUGGCAACAGUUCUAUGACAUGAGUAAGUAGGCUGAUCACAUGAUUAGGGGCCUGAGUUCUUCAUUCAUUGGUGAGCUCAGGAAAAACUCCUGCCCUUGAGUAGACAUGAUACACACCUUACACUCUAGGUCCUGAUAUGCUCUUGUUCGUUUGCUCAUUGGCUCCUGAUGUGUCAUUAGUGGUUUUCUCAGCUUGAUUGGAUGUUGGAAGAUGAUUGACAACUUCCUUCUUCCCUGCAGGCCAAUGGAAGCAGUGCUGUGACGACUUGAUGAAGAUUGAGCUGCCAUCGCCCCGGAAACCAGCCCUGGUCGCAUCGAAACAGGGUUCUCUUUACCACGAAAUGGGUAAGACAGCGACCCAAACUGAUUCAAGAACUGUUACUAAUAUUUUCCAAAAUACUUUUUAUAUGAUUCAGUAAGAUGUUGUGGACACUUACACUUGAGUUUCUUUUCACUUUUAUUUAUUAAAUCUAGUAAUUUGAUAGUUAGUUUAUAGGUUUAGGGUUACAAAAAUUCUAGCUUAAUAAUAGGUUAAUAGGUUUACAAAAACAAAUAAAAUCAAUGAAAUAUAUACUGAACAAAAAUAUCAACGCAACAUGCAACAAUUUCAACGAUUUUACUCAGUUACAGUUCAUAUAAGGAAAUCAGUCAAUAUAAAUAAAUUCAUUAGGCACUAAUCUAUAGAUUUCACAUGACUGGGCAAUGGCGCAGCCAUGGGUGGGCCUGGGAGGGCUGGGGAGCCAGGCCCAGCCAAUCAAAAUGAGUUUUUCCCCAGAAAAGGGCUUUAUUACAGACAGAAAUACUCCUCGAUUUCAUCAGCUGUCCGGGUGGCUGGUCUCAGACGAUCCCGCAGGUAAAGAAGCUGGAUGUGGAGGUCCUGGGCUGGUUUAGUUACACGUGGUCUGCAGUUGUGAGACCAGUUGGACGUACUGCCAAAUUCUCUAAAACAACGUUGGAGGUGGCUUAUGGUAGAGAAAUGAACAUUACAUUCUCUGUCAACAGCUCUGGUGGACAUUCCUGCAGUCAGCAUGCCAAUUGCACACUCCCUCAAAACUUGAGACAUCUGUGUCAUUGUGUUGUGUGACAAAACUGCACAUUUUAGAGUGGCCUUUUAUUGUCCCAAGCACAAGGUGCACCUGUGUAAUGAUCAUGCUCUAUAAUCAGCUUCUUGAUAUGCCACACCUGUCAAGUGGAUGGAUUAUCUUGGCAAAGGAGAAAUGCUCACUAACAGGGACGUAAACAAAUUUGUGGCCAAAAUUUGAGAGAAAUAACCUUUUUGUACGUAUGGAUCAUUUCUGGGAUCUUUUAUUUCAGCUCAUGAAACAUGGGACCAACGCUUUACAUUUUGUUCAGUAUAUUUCCAGAGGAUGAUAGUCCCCUUAACAGCAUACGUGUUUCUGACUGUUCUAACAGUGGUGGUCCAUACGCAUGAGCUCUCCAUCAGACUCUAUUCUACGCUGCCUGCUACCUCACUAGCACACCAACCAACCUCUCUGUACUAUGGAUGGAAGUGUUAUUUUCUCUGACAUGCUAACUCACUCUCUCUCUCUCUCUCUCUCUUCCUUUCUCUCUCUCUCCUUGUGUGUCUCUCAAUCCUUCCUUUUUGGCUAUCACUGUCCCAUCUUUCUUCCCUGUCACUCUCCCUUGUUCCUGUGCUCAAAUUACAUUUCCCCCCUUUUUUCCACCGUUAUCAUUCUAUUCCCAUCAUUGUUAAUUUUACACUCCAAUCGAAUUCUAAUCUUCAUACAUUCUAAAUUAACUCAUUUUUACCGUGUUAUGCACAUCAUUUUAUUCCCCAAAUCAUAUAUCACAACUUUAUUUCACCUGUCAAUGCACAUAACACCUGCCCACCACCACCCUUCCUCACCCCCCUGCCUCAUGGGUUGCCCCCUCCCCCUCCCCCUGGACCCUAGCCCCCCUCACCACCCCAUCCUGUGAGGGUAUCUUGCUGCAGGAUAAUGCUGUGUCUGCUGAGAUUCGUGCUCUGCUCUCCUCCUAUUACAAUGACAGGUGAAGUACCAGUGGGGUCCACUCACACACUGCAGUGUUGAACCUGACCCCCCCCCCCCCCCCCCAACUAGCACCACCAAGUCUAGGCCUAACCUCUCUAAACUGUAUUCAACUGUCUCAACAUUAUUAGCAUGGUCUGUCCAACCACAAUAAUGACUUUCCUCCGCUCCUCCUAGUUAUUGACACCUCUGAUGACAUCAACACGGUGACGAACAUCCUGACGCAGCGGAUGCAGGAGCUGGAGCUGAGGAGCCAGCUGGGGACCUCUCCUCACUGGAUGUCCCUGUUCGAGGAGUCUCCUGGUCGCCCCCACACCCGCCACUGCCUCCCCCACAGCCCCCUGCGUUGCCCCUGGCCCGGCCUGCUCUCCUCAGACGCCAGCCUGACCUCUGACAGCGACAGCCCCUGCAGCACCAGCCCUUGCUCCCGCCACAGUGGCUGGGCCAAGCCCCUCUCCCUCUCCUCCCCCUCCUCACGCUUCCGUCCCCGCACCCUCUCCCUGGACGCCAAGCUCAGCACCCUCAGGGGCAGGGGGUAUGGAGGGGUGUUACAGUGCUCCUGUCAGCCCCCCUCCUCCUCCUCCCUUGCCCCCAUCCCAGCCCAAGGCGUUCCCCAGGCCACCCUGUCCUGCUCCAGCUCUACCUCCAGUAACAGCUCCAGCGAGGGCAGCCACAGCCCUGAGUUGUCAGACGGCACCUCUUUCUCACGGCCCUCUUCGGCCCGUCGGAGUCUCAGGAACUUGAGGGCUAAACUGGACCCCCGAAAUUGGCUCCAGAGCCAGGUAUAA
This is a messenger RNA of Coregonus sp. 'balchen', 49679 nucleotides long. NCBI's taxonomy places the organism in Eukaryota, Metazoa, Chordata, Actinopteri, Salmoniformes, Salmonidae. The record is from the annotation of a GenBank genome assembly.